Molecule: messenger RNA, 83236 nt
Organism: Cinara cedri
Lineage: Eukaryota; Metazoa; Arthropoda; Insecta; Hemiptera; Aphididae
Source: the annotation of a GenBank genome assembly
AUGAAAUCCAUAGCGUUGCGCGCCACCAACAAGAGUUACUACCAUCACGGCGGUUACCCGACCGACUUGAGCGGUUACGCGGCUGCCAGGUGCCGUUCGCCCCGGAGCCCGGCCGCCGUUGCCGACGACAUGGACGACAUAAGCGUCGGCAGGCCGUCGCCGCCAGCCUCGCCCGAGUGUUACGCCCGGCUCCACGACCGCCACCACGACGACGACGGUGACGGUCCCAACUUGUCGACCGUCGCCGGCACCAACGAGGAUUGUUCCGACUCGUCGCGGUCCUCGGGCGCCGACGAUGGGGGUUCCGACUAUUUCGAACCGCUAAAGAAGCUCGGUACCGUCCGGAUCGAUAAGGUGAGCUACGGCAUUAGCGAUCGCAAGAACUAUAAUGUGCCCAAGCGUCGACAUCCGCCGCCGCAGCAAUCGCACAGGCUGCAGCAGACGCAACUCGACGGAUCGAUGGCGGCGGGUUGCAUCGACAUGAUGCAGAUGAUGACCGCGACGGCGGCUUACGGUUGUCGGGGUGCCAUAGCUGCGGCCGCGGCCUCGUCCGACGACUCGUCGCAGCCCCCCGUAGCCGGGGUCAAGUCGUUCAGCAUCGCCGACAUACUGAGUCACGAACCGUCGUCGACGGGCGCGGGCAAACAGCAACCGGCGACCGAGGACACGGCCAAGAUUGUCAGACCCUGGGCCGAGGAAUACCAGCCACCGUGUAGCUCGUUCGUGCCACCGCCACCGCCCGCACACCGACAGCCCGUCGUCGGUCCCCUGUUCCCGCACUCUCUGUUCAUACAACACCUGCAGCACCAGCAACACCAACACCACCAUCAUCAUCACCAUAACAACAACAACAAUAAUCACCAUCACCAGCACCGGCCGAAAUCGGCCGAUUACGAGACGUCCACGUGCACCAGCGGCCGGUCAAGUACGGACGGCAGCGAGUGCUGCACCAGUCCCGAAAUAGCGAGCUGUACCCAAUCGAACCCGUCGUCGUCGUCCGCGGCCGCGGCCAGGAAGCAGCAGGCGGCUGGUAAGAACGACAACUCGUCGCCGUUGGACGCUCUGUUCCAGAUGACCAGCAAAACAUUCGAUCAACUACACGGCGACCCCUCCGGAGCCGGUCAGUGUAAAUUUGGUUUAUUAUUAUCAUUAUAUUUUUUUAUUAUUUUUUUUUUUUUUGCAAUACUAUUAUAUUUUAUUAGUCUUUCGCCAUAAAUUAUUAAAGGGUCCGGAUUCGAAUGAUCCGUCUAAAUACGAUCGAAUAGUCCUCUACAAACCGCCUUUCAAUUAUUAUAAUGUGCUAUCGUAUCGAUUCAACAAUUUAAAAACGCCGAACGUGUCUUCCCGCGCCCCUUGAUGGAAAUUAGCGGCUAUCGCAAUGUGUACAUAAAUUUAUUGAACGGGUUUAUAUGUGCUCUUAAAAUACACAAAAAAAAUCGCUUAAAUACGUCAAAAUAUAUGAAAAAUAUUUAAAAAGCAAAAAUGGUAUUGUGGUUUAAAAGUUCCCCCCUCUAAUAUUUAUAAAAGUCAAAAGAGCCAAUAAUAUCACGAAUACCCGACUUCCUAAAAAAUAAUAUUUGUCUUCAAUAUUGUUCACGGGCGAAGCAACGGGUAAAAUCGGAAAAAAAAAUGAAAUUCCUUUAUAUAAUAUAAUUACCGAAGUAAUAAACUAUAAACCGACAAAAGUAAUUCUAUUCUCGUUCAAAAAAUACCAAAAACACCGUGUCAUCGAUUCUUAAGGAAUUAAAUUGUUUUAUUUGGUUUUUUUUUAAAGUAGCCCAAGUCCUUCCCCGGGGUUCGAGUUAUCUGCAUAUCGAAUAUUAACAACAUAAUAGGUUUGGCCGUUUAGCCGAGAAAACGGAACAAACAGCGAGUUAUUAUUUUCUACCAUUUAUAAUAUUAUUAAGGAUUUAUAAACCGUCGUGGAAUCUCGAAAGUUAGUUAAAAAUUGAAUGAUAUACUGAUAUAAAUUAUUAUAUCUCUGACUCGGGCGUGCGAAGACUUGAAUUUCAGGGAAUGCCUACAGUGUUUUCGGGUCUUUUUCUUAUAAUUCGGACCCUUUCUUAACAAUAAGUCAAUAAUAACUCGGAUAAAAUUUUAUGUUCCCGACGUAUAUUACUUUAAUUUUGUUAUAUUAACAAUCAAGAUUAUUACAAAUUAGUUAUCAUAAUGGCGUACGCCUUUUACUGGAAUUCAUUAAACUCGUUAAUAACUGAUUUUCUAAAUUCGCAUUCGUAAUUGCUAUAGUUCAGUAAAUAGAAAAAUUAAUUACUCGGGUACUUUGAUUGCAGUUUAUUUUUGUCAAUAUUUUAUUUUUAAAAGGCCCGUUUACACAAACAGCUACUUACAGGUAAAAUGUUAAAUACCAGCAGUACAAUUAAAAACAAUGCCUAUACUGCGGUCUAUUAACCAAUUUAACCACGAAAAUCACAGAUUUAUCAGAGAUUUCUUUAGAAAUAAUUUUGGUUUCAAUUUAUAUUUUUAACAAAUUAUAACGCAAAACAUGAUUUUUUACCGCGUAAUUUAAAAAAAAAAAUUUUACUUGGUGACAUAAUCAGAUAAAAUACGGACCCCGAGUCUGAGACUUUAACUAUAAGGUAAAAAAAGUUAAAAAAUGUCAAGAGAUUCCCAGGCGCACGCCGCAGCUUCCGAUGAUGCACACACCUAUAUGUUCUUGGACUAAAAAGAAAUAUAUUAAUAUUUCAUUAAAUCGGUCGACGUAUAUAAAAAGAUAUGGGGAUCACAUAAUUAUACUUAAAUAUACCACGCGACCGUUGCCAAAACCGAAUGGGUGGUGAAUUCUCUCGUCUCCCUUUUUCUCGCGCCAAAUGAUUUCACGUGAUAAUAUAUUAUAUAUUAUAUUAAUUAAUAUAAUAUACUUUUACAAUUUUUUUUUUGAAUUUAAAAUCUAAUUAAACGGAUAAACAUCGACGCUGUUACCAAAACGAAUAAUAUUAUAUUAAUAUAUACGUAUUAUGUAUAUAUAUAUAUUUCACCGUCUUUGAAAAUACCCAAGUAUACAAUGUAUCAAAUUAUUGGCCGGUGUUUAGAAUUCGUUAUUUCCCGUGAACACACAAAAAAUCGAGCAUGGAAAUAGAUAGUCGAAGAGGGAAUGAAAGUCGAAAUUCUUAAAAGGGCUUAUCCUUCAAACUUACACUGUGCAUAUAUUAUACUUGGAUCCUUCUCCUAUCGUAAUAACGCGGUUCACUUCAAUCCGCCCAUUAAACAACUCUGAUCUUGAACACAUUUUGUUUAAAGGAAAACGCUAAAAUGGUUCAAUAAUCUCAAUUUUUGGAGAAAUUCGGCAAAAUAUGAUUACUUAUAUACAGUCUAAUAACGCGAGAAACAUUCGGAAUAAUUCAUAUUUAUUAUUUUAUCUUUAAAUCCACAAUAUGCUUAAACAAAUAACAACAGACAACAAUAUAACAUCUAAAAUAGCAAAAAUGAAUUUUUAAAAGUCCUCUCUUCAACGGCUUUAACUUAUAUAAAAUAAAAUAAUAUUUAUAAUAACACAAAUGAUUUAAACGAAGAAAUUGUAUUAUAAAAAAAAAACACUGACAUACUCCGCACGGGGGUGCAGUCACUGUUGUAGAUGGGAAGUUGUGAAGACAGGAUACAGACGGGAAUUUAAUAUAAUAAUCUAUAAGCAACAAUUGCUUACGAAAAAACGAUUCCGAACGGAGUUAAAUUGAUAGCGUUGCUUUGUUAACAAUAUAUAUGACACAUAUACAUAUAUAAGUCAUAUUAUGGCUAAAUGAUUACGAAAAUGUGCGUUUCUAUAACAAAAAUGAUUGUUUAAAAAAGAUUUAAAAUAAUAAAAACUUAAUAAUAACAAUAAAUACAUAAAAACGGUUGCCAAUGACAAACUUAUUGUUUAUCUUUCCAUGUUUUUUAACAUAAAUAACCAGAUUUUUCUCAUUAUCUCGAAUAUUAAUGAGAAUUUCAAAAAGUUACCUCUCUAUAGAGUACCGCCCGGAGAACAUUUGCUUUCAGAAAAGGUGCUAUACCUAAUAAUCGAAGUAAGCUUUCUGGUAUAAAAAGUGUUCACAUAAAAAGAAAAUAUUAAUAAAUAAAAAAUCAUUGUAAAACAAAUAGAUUCCUCGCUCUGUUCAGAAUCUAAAAUUACCAUUUGUGUAGUGUUCGAGAAUUUUAUUUUAUUAGUUAGAGCCGUUAGAGGAGAGAUUUUUAAACCCGUCUACCAUUUUUGUAUUUUUAUAUUUUUUAAGUGCUUUUUUCAUGGCUUUUUUGUUACGCUCUGAAGCGAUUUUUUGGCGGAUUUUAAGCACACGCAUAUCCGUCUCCUAUUGAUAAUGUAUAUAUUAUCAUCAUGAUAACGUGCAAUCAGAUAAUAUAAUUAUUUUUGGUCAUUUGGGUACUUAUGUAUAUUAAUAUUAUAUGUGCCGCACGAAAUUAUUAUUAUUUUUUAAUUUAAUAAAACAACUUCGAAUUAAUAAUACAAAUCGUCCGAAGCGAAAAUCAACGACGGGCUUCUAAAAGCCAAUAUGGACUAGGUGCACGGUCGUGCGGGUAUUCGGAAGGAGUCCACGAGAGGUGGCGCGGUCGUCUUGACUUCGGUCGAGAAUAAUUAUUGUACAGUCGGGUACCUAUAUGCCCACCUACCGUAUAACUGUAACAUCAUUAAGAGAUUAUUAUCGUUUUAUAAUCUAUAAACGAAUGUAAAAUAAUAUUGUCUACGGUUAAUUAUUGUGCCUAUAACCGUAUUACCUAUAGGUACUCAGAUGUACAUGCUUUCGGCGUUAUCGUGUAUACAGAAACGAUUCUGAUUAUAAUAUUGUAAUAAUGUUCGAAAACGUUUUGCUAUCGCCCGCGAAUAAUGUAUAUUAAUAACAAGAUUUAUACAAUGAUGUGCGUUGUACCUGCUGCGUUGUUGUGCUGAUAAAAAAAAAAAAAAAGUAAUAAUAAUAAUAACGAGUGAUAUUUACAACUGUGGCACUCGAAUUUGGCGAGGGGGGAGGCGAACUGAAAAUUAUAGCGUUUUCCAACUGACUGCGCUCGUGUACACUUUUUGCCGACGAUCACCUGCCAUCACCAGUGCAAUAGAUAUAACGCGAAUUCCCUAUGUUUACGCGAGUGUAAAAAUUGACACCGUCGAUUUUGACGGUGUGGGUUAUAUUCGGUAAGUGUUUCGUAUGCGAUCCGUACUUUAUUGCGAUAACCGUUAUCAAAUUUAGGUAUCGAUAUAUUACGAUAAUAUUAUUAUGUUAAUAUUAUUACGAUCCACUUCAUAUUAUAAUGCCGCGGGUACAUACUAUUGUGUGGUGCGAUAUCACCGACCGCGUGUUGUGUACACGAGUGUAGUCGGAUGGAAAAUGCUAUUGUACUGCAGUUUAUAUAGAAACGGAUAUAUUAUUAUGAUAUUAACAUGCCGCUUCGUAUAGACAGCGGAUACAAAUUUCGAAUUCAAAAACGCCCUGAACCAGUGGUGUAUCCAAGGUUCAUUAAUAGAGGGUCCGAAAAAAAAAAAAUCAAACAUUAUCUCAAAACUAAUGCACGUUUAUUUCUUUUAUCAAAUUUAAAAAAUAUAUUUUAUAUAUACUUACUUAUAUAGUUACAUGAUGAAUAAAAUAUAAAAAGAAACCGCAUCCACUAUAAUAAAUUAUAGCGUGCAUAUUAUGAAACAAAUAUAACACAAAUUAAAAAAAAAAAAAAAAUACUACUGCUGAUUGAGGAGGCCAUGUUCUUCGUGCCCCUCUGCAGAUAAAAUAAUUCCCUAUACUACUCUAGGCGUGGAUAAUUAAUCAAACAAUCGCGAUAAUUAUUUAAAAUAUUACAAAACUAACAACAUUGUAUUAAUUUUUUGUCAAUAUUUUUACUCACGAAGUUGCAAAAACAAAAAAAACAAAAUCAAAGUUAUAAUCUACCUCUUGAAAUAUUCCGCACAUUACAAUAUCUCAAUAUCCUAUUAUCAAUUAUCGGUUUAUAAAAUACAAAAAUUCGUUACAAAAUUGAUUAGUGUUAUAACACUUAGUAAUAAUAAUAGUUUUAUUUAUAAUUAUAAACGUAUUUUAUGAUAACAUUAUUCUUUUCACGCAAAAAUUAUAAAUGUAUUACAAGCACUGAAGCACAUGAUAUUAUUAUCACAAAAAAUGAACAUCGAUUUGACACAUAUAGUGUUGUUGUUUUUUUUUUAUCGGUUUAUCAUCCAAAUGAUAGGCUAAAACGAGGUUAGGUUAUCACGUCGGGUAGGUCGUGGGGAAAUGUAAAUACUUUAUUAUUUUGUACUUUAAUAAUGUAUUUGAACGGCUAAAAAAUAAUAUAAAACAAUCAUGUCGAGAAAAAAAUGCCGCAAAUUGUAUUUCAAUAAUAAAUUUAAUGAAACACUGAUAAACUAUUCGAUUUUAAUCUGCAUUUCGUCGCGAAUCCAAAUUCUCGACUGCAUAUGUAUAGUAUCGAAUGAUAUCGUUUUAGGCAAUUAAAUAAAUCUCGGAUAACGAAUUCGAUUCCUCCACUCCGAUUCGCGCACUGUGUACGUGGAACACAGUACAUAGUAUAUAUUAUUUAUUCCGUGGUGUAGAUAUAAAUCUCUAUCUAUCUAUAUAUAUAUGUAUAUGUAUAGAUAUACGUUUAUCUUAAAGGGGGUGGGCUGCGGACGGGUGGUAAAAAAUGUCAGACUAUAAGGUUAAGUAUACGUGUAAUAUAGUGUAUCGAGUCUGUACUAUAGAUCAUAACCUGUACCCGGGUACAGUGGAACACACCUACGGCGAUACACCGGGUGUACGUGCAUCGCAUAUAAAUAUUGUUUAGGUGAGAAAUAAAACCGCCCUUUUGACGUUCCGCGGCCGCCCUCCGUGGCAGACCACCCUGUAUAUUGUAUCGCGUAUAAUAAUAAUACACCCCCGGCAGUUUUUCCGUCCACACGUAUACACUGCGCGCACAACGCACUUAAUAUUUUAUUAAUAAGUACUUCGCGUACGAAUAAAAGACGAGCCACUAUAGGUAUAUAAUAGUGGUUAUGGGUGUCUGGCCGGUUUUUCGAAUUUAUUUUCCAAUCGUGCAAACCGCCUUAAAAACAAGAUUUUUCCACUAAUCUGCACUACCCGAUAAGGAAAAGGGUACGGCCGUUUUUAUGGACGAAAAUGGCAUUUCGUAAACCGCUCAGAUUAACAAUUGUUUAAUAUUUUGAUUAUAUUAUUAUGAAUUGAAAGAACAAAAUCUUCUACAGACGAUAGCACAUUGGAUUCCGGAUUUCGAUUAGAAAAAAAAAAAACGAAAACGUUUUUCAGACAAAUAUUAUUAUUGCAAUACGGCUUCUAGGAAUUUGAGUUUUUGGAAACCGAUGCGUUCAAUACAUGUGAUCAACAAAAAAAUCAAAUAAUAUUAAAAAUAAUCGAAAUUGUACAAACGUAUUCUAGCAAAUGUUUUUUUUUUUUAUAAACUAUAUAUACGCUACGGGAAGCUCGGUCAGCCUCAAUACGUGAUUAUUACGCGUGCGCGCACACAUUCGGUGUCGGUGCGUCUCGGUGUCGGUGUCGGUGCAGCGGUUCGUGCGCACCGUGCAGUAAAUACGACAAUAAAUAACGCGAUUAAAACCCCGCGCAAACCCCACGCGUAUAAUUAAAACGUUAUUAUUUGUGUGUAUAUACGACGCAUAUUAAUAACUGAACGGAAUAAUAAUAAUAAAAAAAUAAUAAUAAUAAUAAUAAUGCCGCGGCACUAUAAUACACAUAAUAGUCUGCAAUAGUAAUACAAGAAAAAUUUAAUUACGUUACGGCGGCCGCGCGUGAGGUGGACACAGAGCAGAUGUUCCGGGCCGCGGCGUUUUUUCGCUAUAACAUAAUAUUGUAUUUAUAUAGGUACACCUAUUCGGUGUCGUUCGGUCCUGCUCGUCGUAAUCUAAUAAUUUAUGUAUGGUCUUGUGAUUCGAAUUUUUUAUUCGUAUGCCCCUUUUUUUUAAUUUUUCUAUCGCCACCCUCGAGGGGUUUUUUACCCCCCAAGGUACCGUUAUUAAUGAUGUUCCGAUGACUGAAUAAUUUACAAUACACACGUCAAACGCUACUGAAGUCGCUUGAUGACUACCGUGUAAAAUAUUAUAAUCGACCGGUUUUUUUUUUGCUAAUAUCGAAACAUACGAGUACAUAUUGUUGCAGUUUACAUCGUAUACCGCACUCGGACUUUGUGUAUAGAUUACAAAACGGCGUUAUGUAUAAGAGGACGCUGUCGGUUUACGAUACGUGUUUUUGUUUCGUAUAAGAGUAAGUUAAUUAUUUCCGGGGCAAGCCGAUGUCGAGAACAAAUAUUUAAAAAAAAAAAAUUAAUUGAAAACUGUACGCACUUUUAAGGUUUUUGUAUAUUUCCCAGUGAUGUCUGUAAAACCAAAUCUAUAUUAUAUGUGUGUAUAAGAAACGAACGGCACGAGAACAAGCAUUAAUUAGCUUUUAAUAUACAUAUAUAUAUAAUUAGGGUUGUGCAAAAAACACUAGCUCAGGAUGUACUUAAAAAUUUCAAAAGAAACGUUAAAAUACGAUAGUUUCAAUGUACAAUAAAUUGAUUUAUACGUUGUAUAUUAUACAUAACAGCUAAUAAAUUGUUAUACCAUAUUUAAUUGGAUAUCGAAGUAGACUUAAAACUACCGCAGUAAUGUGUGUUUAUUAUACUGUUCAUGUAAUGCGAGAAUUAAUUUACACUAUUUUUUCUGUUUUGUAGUGAAGUUUUUGGUGUUCUCAAUGUCAUUAUGUUUCUUGUGCCUCAAGUCUAUUAAGCGGCUCUCCAAAGGAAAAUUGAUGACAAUAGAGAUUUUUCGUAGCAAAUUUUGUCUGAUUGCAGUGCCUUUGGUGGCGGUCGUUUUUCGAUUUUCUUUAUAACAAACUUAUUAUACUGGUGAAAAACCGGAAAAAUGUACACAAUAACAGUUAAUUAAUUUUUAUUAAGUUUGCGGUUUUUUUUUUUUUUUUAUGAAAAUCGUCAAAACCGCAACAUUCAGUGUACGCACCAUUAACCGAACCUCGCUCAGGAUCGUUUUUCGUUAGCGACAAUGAUUUAUCGUUGCGUACAGAUAUUACGAAUUGAAUCACCUUCAUUCCAUGUAAAUUUAAACAUAUUAUUGUGGCCUACCUUCUCGACUUUUUUUGUUGGUUUUUUUUUUUUUUGAACUAUGGAUACGGUAACACGGUCGUAAUAAAAUACACAAUAAUAUACGCUUUCAAAGCCCCCGAAAAAACUGGCACGAGAUGUUUGCUGCAGUGUGUGCAGUAUAUUAUAAUAUACACGCGGUAUAAAGAACAUGUUUUGUUUUUGUUAUUUUUUUUUUUUUAGGUAGCCGUACGGCACUGGUAUAUUAUCGAUUUUCCCUCACUAAGCAGCCGACAGCAAAUUAUAACCGACACGCGAAUAUCGUGUCAAUCUCGUCGUAAAGCAGAAUUAUUAUUAUUUCUCCGGGUCCGGGCGUUUUAUUGAUUUUUUUUUUCAUACUUACGUAUAAAAGUUCAACGAGGGCUCGUUGAAUUUUUUCUUCAAUCAAACGUGAAUUUGUUUUAAAAAUAAUAUGUAUACACACAUUUAAUUCACUGCAGUACACGACCUCUGUAUAAAAAGCUCAACGAUUUAUACAUUUUUAUUCCGCAUGAAAAAUAUAUAAUAUUAAAUUAUAUAGGUACUUAUGCAAAUCAUUUGUUCCUAUGUAUAUAAAAAUAUUUCAAUUUUCUCCUUCGCAUCACGGCAUUUGCUGUGUAAUUUAGAUUUGUUUUUUUUUUUAAAUUUCGACACGACACACUUGGUUAAAAUAAUAAUAAUAAUAUUGUCAACGGUUGUAAAUUUGACGUAUGAUUUAUUCUUGUUAAAUUUCUCUGCAACAAUAUUAACAACCGCAGCGUGAAUUCAUAUUAUUUUUAACCUAUAAUAAUUCCUCUUUCGAGUUGAAGGAAAAAACGGCUUUUGAUUAUAAAAUAAAAUAAACGAGACGAAACUAAUUGGAGAAAAUACUACAUUUUUAAAAAUACAAAAUUUAUUAAUAUUGUCGACGGUUUUAAUUUAGUAUUUAUAGUAAGUUGUUUAUCGUACAUUUUUUUCUUGUUCUUUUCGGUCCGUUGAAGUCCAUUGCGAAAGCCAUCGCGAUGCCUCACCAUCUUUCUCUCUUUCUCUCUCUCUCUCUCUCUCUCUCUAGUAUGACCACUUUGAAAGUCGCGUUCUGUCUAACAAGUCUUCUAUAAUAUUAUAAAACAUUAUCGUAAGCAAUAAAAUCCGUUCAGCUGAUCCUGAAUCUUCUUGUUUAUGGUUUAAGUAUCACAUUGUAUUAUUAUCACGAUUAUUUUAUCGUUUUUAGUAUAUUAUGUUUGCGAAAAGUACGUUGGGUCGUAUAUUUUUAGCGCAUAAAAAUGUAUUGCAUAUUUUUACACUCAAUAGUUGUUUGUUUGGUUUUUUUUUUUUUAAUGCACAAUUCAGUACUUUAGCAGUGGUAGUAACACAUAUAUGUAUACAAAACGAUUUAAUAAUCAACACAAGCAUCAACACGCAAAUAUCAAGCUUGAUAGUCCUAACUUACAUAAAGAGGGCAAAUCGUAUUGAUACACCCACGAAAUAUUUGUCGAAUACCCUCAACUGUGAAAAUAUCAAAAAUAUUUGAAAUCACUUAAUUACAAAUCAUUUCUAUAUUAAUUCACAUAAUACACGGUAUAAAAAAAUAUUAUAAUGGUUUAUCUAUGCAAUAAACUCUUUUUCUAGUAUAUAUAGUAUAGUAGGCUGCCGAUUUUAUUAUAAAAAUAUGCGGACAGAACAUGUCAACUUAUCAAUGAAGUCCAAGAACUAUAAAGUAGCUGAAUUAGUUCUUGGCGGUGUUCUCGUCCAUGUUUUUAUUAUUUAAUUAUUUCGUUAUUUAUUUGACGGACAAUAUAUAUAAUUAUUAUGAUACAUAAUCUCCGAUGAUUAUAUAUAUUAUUAUUAUUGUGAUACUGUCAUUGGUGUUUGAACGGAUGUCUUUAAUAAACUGUUUUCGCGUAGGUACGAGAGAAGGGGUCGGCACGUCGUUUCGGGAUUUUAGCUUAAUAAAUCCUCUCGUGCGCGGCGGUGGCGGCGGCGGAUCCCUUAUCCGACGAUGCCAAACAAAACGGGGUAAUAAAAACAAAUCUGUUUUCUAGACGCGUCCCUGACGUAUUAUAUAUAUACGUACAUAUAUCCCUGUAUACAGUGCGGCAAACUUUAUAACCCCUCGAUGACACCGACCCGACGGGCGGUGAAAUUUAUGUCGGUUUUAGCUGCGAGCGUUUAAUGUGCAGUUUGAACAUUGUUCCGUUUCGCGUACCUCGCUUAUACACCUAAUCCCCUGCGCGUCGACACGGUGACGACGGCGGUGGUAAAUAAGAAAAAAAAAAAACAGAAAAGAAAAACCGAUUGGAUUUUCUAAAAUGCGUAUAUACUUAUUUUUAAGUAUAUAUCCCAUUUUGUCGCGGCCUUUCUAAAAACAUAAUUGAAUCGGCUCGGUUUUCAGCAGUCGUAUGAUUUGUACAAAGUGAAAGUGUAUGGUAAAUAGUUUAAUAUAAUAUAUAGGUAUCUGCGGAAAUAACAUUUUAACUUAUUUUUACUAUAAAUAUUUUAUUUGUAAAAAUAUUUGUUAAACUACAAUAUUAUUUUUAGAUUCUGAGCGAAGCCAGUAUUGUGUGACAUGUGCUUGUGUGCGUGUGCGUGUCUGUUAACAUCCUUUCUAUCAAAAGUCUUACUCCGAACAUUGAAUUCGGGGGAGGUUUCUGGAAGCGAAUUCUGUCUUGUUGGUGUGUUCGGCAGAUCGGUUUUUAAUUUUCCAUGCGAUAAAACUAAAAUGGUUUUUCGUUUUUUUUUUUUUUUUGUUUAUUCAAUUAUUUUAUAUUGUAUCGAAGAAUAUAAUUUGUAUAGAAAAUACAAGUAUUCAUUCUGGUUUAUCGCGGAUCUUACUAUACAUAACAAAAAUAUUGUAUAAUGUAGUUCAGUUGCCUAUGUUCGAUAUUAAAAUAAUAUUACAUGAUACAUGAAAUUAUAUUGUUUGUUUGAUUGUUUUUUUUUUUUUUGUUAAAAAGUUAAUUUUUAAGUAGAAAAUUAUUGCUUACUUGUGUUAAUAUAGGUCACAAUGACAGUACAAUAAUUUAUACAAAACUAUUACUUUUACCACGUACAUAAUUAUAGUAAGUAAAAUAUCGGUAUAGUAAAUCGAAAUCUUCAUAUUAUUAUGAUAAAGACGUAUAUUAUACUGGACUAGGAAAAUAAAAUGGUUUCGUUACUUUAGUCUGUAUCGAUUGCCCGUUGAAAAAUGUGUAUUAUAAACAAACGAACAAUAUUAUUUUGCGCUUCGAUAUUUAUUCGAGUCCACUAAAAUGUAGAUUCUUUUUUUUUCAAUUUCUCUGACAUUGGGAAUAGCACGUGUACCUAAUUUUCGUAUGCUUUGCCAUUCAUAUUGUCUACGCAAAUCGACGAGCACAUCGUAUCGGAAAUCCAUAGAAAUCAGAUUCGGUUAAUUUUCUGCAAUGAUGACUGAUGAUGAUUAUUGUUCGUAUAAGGGUAUUAAAUUCAACAGAAUGACUGCGUUAUUAUACAUUUGGUGUGUAGGAGUAACAAUCGACGGUUAUCGAUCAAGGGUGAAUUCGGCGUUUUUAGACGUUUUCCGUGUUUAUAAUAAAAAAAAAAUAUAAUUUCCUAAGGCUCAAUGAUAAACGAUUUCAUCAACAUCCAGACGAAUGAACAACAAUGCGAGUUUACAGGUCACCAAACAAAAAAUUCAACUGUAAAAUCAAAGUCCCCAAAGUGACGAUUUUCCAUGACUGUCGACACGAUUUAACACAUCACGGUCAAAUAUAUAUUUAAUGUUGGAUAUCAAUGCGGGCAGUAUGGAGUUCCGGACUCCGUGGACCUCCCCCCCCUCUGGCCCGUAAAUACCGCCCUGGGUGAAAUAUGACGACGGACCGGCGGCGGCGGGUGUACGCAAAACGGCGAUUAAUAUUGAAAUAAUGGAUUUUGACGUUUACGAAUAAUAGACAUAGAAAAAAAAAAAAAAAACCCCCGAAAACGCUUAUUCGGUCCGACAACCGCAAAACGCUCGCGCGCGGCCCGGACCGAACGUUUCGUUAAACUACGUGACGCCGUCCCGAGAGAUCGUUAUACAAUGGUAACAACAAUCAUUACGGUUACCGUCCGACGGCGUACGCAUUAUAAUAAUGUUGUGGGAACGGUACACGGUGGUGACCGGUAGCGGGCUCUCGAUGCGUGUGUUACGUUCGUGCCGGCGGUCAGCGGCACGUGAAAAAUGAAGCCGCCGCGGCCCGACCGCGAGGACGGCGACGCAGUGCGUUACUGCUGCCGGUUUACCGUGUGAAUCCGAUAAUACCGCCGAUGACGGCGGUCGAUCGCCGGUAAAAUCGUACGCGUACAACGUACCACCGCGCGAGCGCGGAGAACGAGAGAGACGGAACGCGACGGCGGGCACGAACCGAAAAGGAUAGAGAGGAGAAGAAAAAAAAAAAAAAAAAAAACAACAAACGGCUCCUGUCAUUAUAACAUCGAUUCUAUUCCGCCCGAAUCGUUGUGAUAUCGUGUUAUUACCGCCCGCCCGCCCGCCAGCGUGUGUUGCCACCGGUGUAAUAAUAUUAUCGCGGUGGCCGACCGCGGUUUCUUUUUCUUUCUAAUUUUUUUUUCUUUUUUUCCCACACGCGCGCGCGCGCGCGCAUAAUGGUCGUGUAAUAAUAAUAUUAUCGUAUUGUAACACGAUGCGGUUGUUCCGCGCGCACACGUACCGUCGCCUAUUACUACGGGCGUUCGUUGUUACCGCGCGUCGUGUUGUCGUCACUAUCGGGAGUACCCGGCGCGAUCUCCACUGGCGCGCGUAUCGCACACACGUAGCCGCGGUCGUUUUCGGUAGCCGGGCGGCAGCGCAAGCCGCGAUCGCGUGUACCCGUUUUGUGGCUUUUUUUCUUCUUUUUUUUCAUCGUCUUCUCGUCUCUCUCCCGCCCCGGGCAAUAUUCGCGGGUAAACGGUUUUACCCGCGAUCCCGCCCACCGGCGGUGGAGUGUUGUUGUGCCGCCGUCACGUGUUUUAUACGCGCGGGAGAUCGCCCGGAAUUCGGAGCGUUUCUUCGGUUUUCGUCCGACCGCAAAUCAUAAAUCCCGCAGUACCUUUCCGUUCGGUCGCCGGUAAACAAACACGUGCCAUUCCGGCGUCUGCAGUCUUCGAUCGAUGUUGCAUUCGCUAACCGACGAGACACGAAGCGCCGGAAUCGAUUUCGGGCGGAAGGUUCGCAGACCGAACCGAACGGAAGCUAGGUGUAGCGUGCUCGGAACUUUAUACAGUAUUUAUAUCCGUUCGCGUAAUUCGGGUCGUCUGGCAAGAGUCGGAUCGGAGGAAAAAAAUCAACCCGAAAAUAUUGUCUCCGGGCCCGUAGGCCCGCAUUUCAAAUGUUCAAACUUGUGUGUGUGUGUGUGUGUGUGAGGGGGCGGGGGUGUUAUCUGCAGUUGUCGUCUCCCGAACAUGUACAUUUUCGAAUAACGCGUCUUUGUUAUUCAAACAUUUAUAACGUCAACGGGCCACUGUUUUUAUUUUCGCGUGUAAACCUAUUCGAUGUCGUUUUUAAUUUUUGAAAAUUUUUUCCAUCCCAUCGCUUACUAGUCGCGGUUUUUUAUUUUCGUUCAAAUGACUAAUUUUAGCGAGGUGUACACCGCCGCGGAGUUAGCGCGACGGAAUUAUUCGCUAUUUAUCUACUCGUCUAAUCACACCGCCAUCGUCGACGGUUCGGUUGUAUCGCCGAAAAUAAUUUAUUUGGCCAUCCGUCAAAAAUGCCAUAGUCGUUUUAACGAGGCGCCCGAGUUAAAACUUUCGAUUUGAUGCACUCAUUCGUCGGGUAAAAAAAAAAAAAAAAAAAAAAUGAUGUAAAAAUGCGAUUUUUGAGUUAAUUCGGGGUGUAUAAUGACAUUUACGUUUUUACAUUAUGUAUACAUUCAAAUAUUGCACGCGUUUAUAAUGGAAUAUUAUUUGAUGCGAUCACGCAAUAUUAUGGUUUUUUUUUUUUUUUUUUAAUUAUAUUAAUAAUAAUUUAUAGGAAUUCGAAAAAUGAAUUAUAAAAAAAAAAAAAAAAAAAAAGUAUUAUAUAUUUGUUUUAAGCGUGUCAAAAAUUUAACUGCCGACCAGGGAAUACAAUAAUAUCGCAACGACACUGCAGCGUUUGACGCAUACGGUGUAUAACAACAUGCUUACAUAUCGUAAUGUUCUUUUAUUAUAAUAUCAUGUAUUUAUGUAUGUACGACUGUGUAAUUACCGGUGUUUGAAGGGGGGGAAAAAAAACCCGAACGGCGUUGUAAAUUAUAGGAAUUAGGAAAGAAAAUAAAAAAAAAAUAAACGUGUACAAGGUGGUCGAAACGAACGCGCGCGCUUAUAAUAUUAUAAUAUACAUAAUGUUGUAUAUACAGGGUCAAUUAUAGUCUAUUUCGAAUAUUAUUAUUAUUAUGUCAAACGCAUCUACAUAAUAUUGUAAUAACAAUAAUAAUAUCUCGCUAUAUUAUACGACCGAUAUUCUUUUCUUUUUUUUUACCAAGCCGAUAAAUUCUAAUCAUAAAUACGACGAGCGCGCUUGUCCCCGUGCUACUACUAAACGUAUUAUAUAUUAUGUCAUUAUGCGACGACGACGACGACGACCACUGCCGCUGCUGCUCCCGGUGUUCGAAUAAUAUUCAUUAGCGAUGUCGUCGUCGCGGAAGGAAGGGAGAACGGAGGUACUGGAAAUGAUGAACAUAAAAAAAAAAACAACGAAAAAACAUUAAACCUCGCCAAGAAUUUUCGUUUAAAAAUUAUAUGUAAUUGCGACGUCGCGACAAACUAAACAGAAAAAAUAAAAAAAACACCGUCUAUAUUAUAAGUACACCGGCAUGCUAUUAUAUAGAUAUUAUAAAAUUCCGCGAAUUUUCUCUUUUAAACGGUCGCGAGAACGCCAAAAUUCAGCGUUUGCGUAUAUAGCGGUUAUUUUCAUUCGACGUCUUUGUUUUUAAAAAAAAAAAAACCGGUCACGAUUUUACAUUCGAGUGUUAGUGACGUAGUAACAGUUUAACACAGUGUACAAUACCUUUUUAUUUUCAUCCACAACAGCAGCACACAAAUAAAACCGAUAACCGAUCGACGUUCGAACACACGCACAUUUGAUUUUCGUAAAACCGAUCGUUCCAUCUUCUGCUGCAUACCGCGUGUAUUGUGUUAACCGCGUGUUCACGAUGGUUCAUGCGUAUAACCGUUUAUUAACGUACGCGUUGAUGCGCAUGCGUGGUUUCAAAGCUGCGCGUCCCGCAUGUGAUGCGCAUGCGUGGUUUCAAAGCUGCGCGUCCCGCAUGGCCCGCUGCACACAGGAUUCGAAUUUCGAAACGCGCGGUCCUCGAACCGAACUUAAAAACGGUGUUUUUGCAGUCGACCGUUCGGUAAAAAUGUCGAGCCCUACGAACGGGCGUCGACAGAUACGAGUCGGGAACGGGAAACCGUGUUUGCACACGAAACGGUAUUUUUCUGGAAAUUAUCUCUUCGGAACGCUAUGUGUCCGGGUAUAACGUAUGCCGUCGGUUUCCAGAACACUUUCGUUAAGCGUUAUUUGGCUUGCGCGCGGCAAGUACCCCGUGAUCCAUACGCGGUCAGGUAACCUAACCCGACCACGCUGUGCUAUUUCAUAGCGAAUCGCGAAAUUGUCCGAUUGAAAUAUUCGGACGCGAGCCGGCGAAACAAGCGAGUGUGUGGAGGCGCGGCCGCGGAGCGUCGCAGCUGACGAAUCGAUUGGUGAGAAAUUCUCGUUCGACCGGGGAACCGUUGGGUUUUUUUUUUUUUUAAUCGAAUCGCCGGGCUUUUACGGGCCCCCUUCCGUUCGACUGUACAGCCCCUGUACGGCCCGUCAAUUAGGAACAGGAAACAAAAAUAGGUUCUUGCUCCGCGGUUUCCGAAUGCGCGCCCUCAGCCGCGCGUGUAAGAUAACAGGUUCUGCGAUUCGAUUGCGGGACGGGAUUCCCGGGCGCGUCGCGAAUUCCCGGCAAAUCGAACCACCACCCCCCCUCCCCCCUUCCCGUCGGAAUUCGCGGGCUGCAUUGUACACCGUGACACGAAUUAUCGCGCGCGUAGCGGGCCCGGUAUUAAUAUUAUUCGAUCGUAGCCGUCCGGUCGUCCCGGGCCCGGAGGCCGUUUCGGCGGUGGUCACCGGAGCAACGGGCGCACGUUAUCGCAUUGCAUUAUACGGGACGUAUUAUGCGCGCGUUGCAAGACGACAGAGCGCGCUGCGCACGCGUUUGCGGCGCGUAUAGCGUACGUGCGUGCACGCAUAAUGAUAUUAUAUUAUACACAUGCGUACGUGUUGUAUAAUAUAAUAUAGCGAUAGGUUAUAUUAUAUUAUAUUAUUAUUAUUAUUAUUAUUAUAAUAUAAUAUAGGGACUGGACCGAAACAAAAUCCGUACGAUUUGCCGGCGCGUUUGUUGUCGGCGGCGGCGGCCUAAAGGAGUGGCCGGACCGGCACCUUCUAAUUGGAAGGCAGAGGUGUGUGGUCUCAAAGGUACCGACAACCCGGCGGAGCCCCACCACCGCGAGCGCCUCCGCAAGCCGGUUCGCCGCCGCCGCCGCCGCACCGGCGACUUCUUCGCGUCGAUACACGUAUUAUUAUAUUACCGUAUAUUGUCUAUACACGUAUUUUUUUUUUUUAAUACGUGUAUAUUAUUUUCUCCGCGGACUCGUAUAAUAUUAUUAUUACUACUAUCGUCAUCAUAACACUACUUAAUAUAUUAUAAUGUAAUACGCACGCCGCGCCGCGUCUCUUUCGCUUAUCCCGGUCCGCGAUCUUCGGACAAUUUUUAAUAACUUUAUACGCGUAUUAUCGUAACAUUAUGCCGGCGAUAUCCUCUGCAGCGGUGCGCCGGCACAUCCGGACGACGCCCACGUCACGUCGCCGGCCGCAUCACAUUUUUUUUUUUCUUUUUUCUUUUUCCUCUCCUCCAAAACGGUCCGGAUGUCGAUCCAAUUAAUGCAGUCGGGCCGCUGUCGGUAAACGUUGUGGUUGUAUACGACGAUUUCGCGUAUAGAGAACAACAUCCCCGUUGACGCGUGUUAUCCGCGUGAAUACAAACGCCGGGAAGGGGUUCUAGUUGCGGGGUGGUGAAUCCGCCGGGACAAACGCGAAAAAGCUAUUUCACCCCCGACGGGUUUUCACGAAAAGUCGUAAAAAUCAUACGGGGGGGGGAGGAAAUAAAAAGGCGGUGUGAAAACCGCCCCCUCGAGUACAUUAUGAGUAUAGUAUGAAUAGUGUAUACAUUUGUCGCAACACCACGGCGUGAAUACGAUAAAAUAUUUUCAAAAACUGCGCCCGUAGUUUUUUUUUUUUUUUAUUACGCGCUCUCUGUCGGAUACGUAUCGUCAUCAUUCCGGACGAUCCGGCGUAAUUUGUAUUUAUCAAAUUUUUUUUCGCUCUCCAUUGUAAUAUGUACCUCGCAUAUUUCAGUCCUCGUUCGCCCGUAGUGAUGGAAUUUUCAAAUUACAUCCGCUACAAGAACGGCGGUUUACGACAACGAGGACCGCGCGUUUAAACGUCUAUUAAAAAAACGCCGCCGAGCUGCCCGCUAAAAACGAGAAAAUAAAUUUAAAAAAAAAAAAAAACCGUACAGGUUUGUUUUUUUACAACGUUACGGUUUCGUCGUUGUUAAAUACCGCGGUCUUGUUUCCCGGCGCUGCGGAACAGUAAAACAAUAAUUAUCGCGCUAUAUUUUCUGGGGAGUGGGAGGGGGAGGGGAAAUAAUAAUGAAAAAAUGUUAUUCCGCAGCUGCGCAGUAUUUGUUUGAUAAAUGGCGUCCGAUCACGCGUAAUUUGUCGGUAAUUUUCGGGCGUCGAUAUUAAUUUUCUUCAAUCGUUCGCUUCACGCUCCGGUGACGAUGUCUCUCUCUCUCUAUAUAUAUAAUAUAUGUGUACAACAUACCCCCGAGAUUAUCUCAAAAGAAUAUUAUCACGUAUCUGUUCCGUUUUCGUCGAUGUUAUUAUUGUGUCAUAGUGCCGCACGAGAACGUCAACAAUAUACGCGCGUUAAUAUUAUGUUGUUUUAACUUUUAAUUUCAUAAUAAUUGCAUCAAACGCGGCUGCAAUUAUAUAAUGAUAUUGUUUCCCUCCACUCCCCGAGGGAAAAGACAACGAAACGUUAUAGUUUUUUCCCCAUGUGACCGUGUAAUUUUUGACCAUUAACUAUGCAAAUUAAUCUUCUGCGUGCACGUUGUUACAAAUAAUAAUAAUAAAAAAAUAAUAGUAAUUGAAUAAAAAAUAAAAAAUGGGUUAACGCGCGUUAAUAUAUAAUUUAUACCGAUUUGUGUGUGUUGUUAAAUAAUUAAAAAUUUCGCUAAGCGUUAAAUCGUUCCGCGUGUUGCAACGCGUUUGAUCCUACCAUACCGCGCGUCUAUAAUUUUUUCUGUUUAAAUAAUAUUGUGCAAGAAUUUUGUAACGUUCGCCAUGUGCGUACCUACACUUCAAAGUCUGGUUCACGAGGCGAUGUAUCGUAAUUGUCGCGAAAUUCACUACCGCGGCAGUAUCGCACUAUCGCGAAAGUCGCUAACGUGAUUAUCACGCGCGCGUAUAAUAUUAUAGUCGAUAGCUAUCGUCUUGAGACCAGUGAUAUCGUACACUUCGGGAAGAGAACUCCGAAGGAAAGAUACGUUGCCGUUUAAAACGCAGGGAAGAUGUGGCUAGACUCGACGUGGUGUCCGAAAACUAUAAGGACGUGCAGUCGAUAGGGACGAUCGGAGGGAUAUCGACCAUAAUCGAUUUAAUGGCGCGAUACGAAUAUCAAAGUAUUUCAUCCGCGAUCGCGCCCCUAUGACUAUCGCUAUCCUUCUUACCGGGGACGUACGCAGAAUAAAGGUUUAGGAGGUGUUUUUUUAAUGAAUCAGUUAUUGAAUAUUAAAAUUUUUUUUAAUAAACAUGUGAAACAUUAGGUUUGGUUAAACCGAACACUUUGGGAGGGGGAGGAGGGCGUUGAUUGAACACCCAAAACACUCCCUUGCGCGUACGUGCCCGCUUCAUACUAAAUAUCGUUCGCCAACAAUCACCAUGGACCGGGGGCCGAGGAAGCCCAUUUAUUGACGGGUCUUGCGUUUCCCCCCCCCCCGCGUCGGACGUUAUUAUCAACCGUUAACCGAUCUCGUUUGUUAUCUAAAUAAUAUAUUUCGUAUCGGCCGCGGAAUAGUCGAGUCGCACAAACGUGUGCGGGCAUCGCUGUGUAACACACGCCGACGGCAACGGGGAUGACGAUGACGAUGCCGCGGGCGGGCGUGCCGUUUGAACGAACAAUCCCCGAUCGUGUUUUCACUUAUCGCAACGCCGUGUGUGCCCGCGUUGCCGCGGAGGAGUGCGCGAGCACGGCGAUUACUAAUAAUAAUAAUAAUAAUAAUAAUAAUGAUAAUAAUAAUAGAAGAUGACGGUAUACGCGCGCAAUACGGUCUCCCGUAAUCGGAUCUGGGUGUACACGCACCGCGGCCGAGAGACAAUGGGUGUAAUCAUAAUCAUUAGCCGACCGUGAAGAUUUCGCCGUUGCGCGGUAAUAUUACAAUGCGCCGCGGUGUCGUGUGUGCCUACGCGCGGCACGGCCGUAACGCGACGUGUACGACGGCCGGCUCUCCGAAACCGGUGUUUAUCCCGCGCCCUAAGUGGUUAAUAACACACACAGCGCGAGAGUCCGCGCGGAUGUGUCCGAAAAAACAAAAAAAAAAAAUCGAAAAAACACCGGACGUCGGGGGGCCCCCGAGAGAAGAGGAACGUGGACGGCGGCGGCUGCGUACUCUCCCGUACAAUUAUUGUUGUUCGUGUAAAUUUGCAUACAAUGCGGCGCGCGCGCGGCGGCAGCGGCGGCGCGGCGCGGUUUUCGGCGUACGCCGCCGCCGUCGCGUUAUUGUUAUGAAUAUUUCGAAAUCCGUCUGCGAGCCGGGCCGAACGACGAUAAUUACACGCCGGCGGACCCGCGUGCGUGUCGUACCAUUAUCGGAACCGAUUGUGUUAUUGAAAAUAAUGGAUAUUUAUGCGCGCGUUAUUUACCGUCCGGGGGUAUUACGAUAAUUAUACGAGCGGGCCCGUCUCCCGGGCGGCGCGCCGCUUUUCGAACGUAGCGCGCGGGAAACAUGACGCGGGCGCCGCGUCGUCACCGCGCGCGUUUCAUAACGGCACAAUCGGACCGUCCCGUCGUCGCGGCACGUGACGCGUUCCUACACCGCCCGCACCUGCCCGCCCGCUCGCAUUCGCGUCCCGUCAGUCGACCGCCGUUAUCAAUCGAUAACAGUGUAAUUAUUGUUCCGAUCGUCGUGUUGAUUGAACCGCGCGUACCGGGUUUCGUUGUUAUUGCCGCCCGCCCAUCCGUCUCGCGCACGACGUACGGUUUCCAGCGCGGACGCGCGUUGGUUUUCGGGCGCGCCCGCGUGCGACGGGUCGACGCUCGUCACGACGCGGCGUUUGCGCUCGGCGUAUUUCCGAUCGACAUUUCCCAUCGGUCGUUAUGUUUCCUCGUGGUUCGGAAUCCAUGCCGAGGAUAAGACCUCUUGCACUCGAUAGUGCAGAGGACAAUUAAUAUUCCAUUCGUAAUCCCGUGUGCCGCCCACCCGUCUGUUCUGUCGAAUUUCCGAAGGUAUAACGGUUGUGUGUAGUCUGUAUUGUUUUUGAACGAUAAAAUCUCGUUACCGCGGGUUCGGUCGUUUCAGAAGCCCCUUUCCCACUUAACCCCUUCGCUACUUUGUUUGACCACCCGAAGACAUUAUAGGUCUGAGGAAAUCCCCUACUGCACCUACACGUGCAGUCGCCGACCCGAUGUGCGUACAAUGUUAUUACACAAUAGUAAACUACUAUCUCGUGCGAGUAUCUAUCGUAUGAUACGAAACUGAGGGAAAAAAAAAUAUGUUUGUUAUCGCGAUGACAUUAAAGACGGAGAUUUUAAAGAUACGUAAUAUAUAAGUACUCUCUCUCGGAAACAAUCUCUCGCGCGGUCGUGUAGCAAAUGUGAUUCAUCACGAAUAUUAUUAAAAUAACGCGUAUGGAAGAUAAAAAAAAAAUAAAUAAAAAUACUACAUAUUAGUGGUCCGGUUGAUAUCUACACGUCGUCAUCGUAAUGCGGUAAUAACAUUGUACUGCUAUUUUUAUGUAUAUAAUGUAUACAUUUUGUGCAUAUCCUUUUAGAUUCUGAACGAAGCGAGAAAUGUAUAGUACUUUUAUUAUUGUGAUAUGUUUUUUAUAAACAACUUUUCCACCAGAAAUCGCAUUCCGGUCAAAAACUUUAUGUAGGAAUUUUUUUGUGGUUCCAGUCGGUGCGUUGUGGUGGUUGUAAUUUGAUUUUCCUUGUAGUUUUCCCAUAAUGAAUGCGAAAAAUUGGAAAUUUUUUCAGAAAUCAACAAAAAUUGUAGUUACGAUUACCAUUUUUUCCGACUUAUUUGGAAAACUUCAAGAAGAAUAAAAAAUAACCUCCUUAAUGCCCUAACUAUAUCAAAUAUUCUGUAAGAAGGUUUUCAUGAAGUUUAUAAUCGAAGUAAGAUUUAUGGUAGAAAAUUUGUUUGCAGACACAAAAAAAAAAAAAAAACAAAAAUUAAAUUACUCUCUAUGAAUAUCUUUCUUUCCUUUCUAACUUUCCUCCUGAAUCGUCCAUCAUCAGUAUCGGCCUUUUUUUUUUUUUACUCUUAAGAGACCGCAACACUGCACGCGCCAAAGCUUUUGUGUUGGGGGUAUUUUUUUUUCUGAAAAAUAAUCACCCCUUGCAACGUGCAAGACCAUCGCGGAAAGAAUGAGAAACAAAAGGGCUGCUGCAGUGUAUAUUUUAUAAAGCGCGUAUAAUAACAUGGAAAAAAAACACGUGUAAUAUACACACCGCCGCCGCCGUGAUCCGAGAGUUAUAAUAAUAGCCGGAGGAGAUGCGCGCACACACGCGCGAGCCAACGUGUACAGAACAUACAGGGUGUGUCUUUUAUCACAAAUCAUCCCCGGUAAUCUAUACGCACGUGUAUACAAAGGUAUCGAGUAAAUUCCAUAGUUUUUUUGUUUUUCCAUAAUAAUUACGAAAUUCUACUCUAGUCUUCCGCCCGUGUAGGGGGCCCGACCGUCAACAUCACGUAUCGGCCAUCGGUUCUCGAAUAAUUUCAAAUUUCAAACCGGCAUUGAAAAAGAAAACGAAUUAUAUAAAAGUAUAUAGUGUACACAUUUCCGAAUGAGCGUGUUCUGUUACGCGAUGUUAUCUAUUUUAAAAUAGGUUUUUAGAAAGGGCGGUGGAACGAUCAAACGUGUUUACUAAUGCCAAUCGGUAAUUACGCGCCGAGCGUUUGCGAUGUCGUCUACGGAAUGAGACGUUCUUACAGUUUUUUACACUCGGUCACGCGGAACGGGGUGGACAUUUUUGAGAAAAUUCUAUCGCGCGUAAAAACAUAAAAAAAAAAAAAAAAAAAAAACAAAAAUCCGGCCGAAUUUUCCCGAAACGCCGUUCGCGUAAAUAUAUAUUGCGAACGGGAACGCGUCGUGUAGUGUCACACACGCGUGUACCGCGGCCCCGUUCGAGACGGUGUACAAAAUGAUCACCCUGUAUAAUAUUGUGUACGCACGGGCGGCGGCCGUUUGCGCAAACACAAAUUGAUCCGCUACCUAAAUCCUAAUGAACCGCCGCCGCCGCCGCCGCCGUUGUAUUAAUCAUUUCGUUAUGUACACAUCGACGGCGAGUAUUAUUUUCUCGUCGUAAUGAACACCGCCGACACGGCGGCCGCGCCAUCUCUAUAACACUAUUACGGUCCGAAACGCAAGAGCGCAAUCAUUAUUGUUAUUAUUAUUAGACGGAGAUAUUUUUUUUUUUUUUUUAUCCUGUUUAUUUUCUCCGUUGUUCCACCGAACUCCGGCCGGCCGUAAUCGUAUAGCUCUUCCGUCCGCCCGUCCGUCCGUCCGCCGCUCCGGUACGGGACGCCGCGAGAAAUUCUCGAUCGCGCCGGCCGGGACGAUUAGCGACUAGUAGGGACUAAACAACGGGCCCGGACACAACCGGCACGCCCGGAACGCGCCGCGUCGUUAUCACGAUACAAUUACAAUAUGAUAUCGUGUAGAGUACGAUAGCGUCGUUACAUUAUUGCUGCUGUCGUUGUUGUUGUUGUUAUUGUCGUUAUUGUUGUUAUUACUACUACAGAUAUCGUCGCGCCGAACGGAGACGGCGGCGGUAGACUCGCUCGGUCAUCGCCGUUGUUAACGUAACGAUAUCGCGUUAUUAACGGGCGGGGGGACGGGGACGCGGGACCGAUCUGGAUGCUACGGCCCGGGCUGUAAAACGGGAUAUCACGGUAAUAGCGUAAUUGAGACGUAAUAACGGCCGCGGCGUCGUUCGGCUUUUCGUGUUCAACGCGACGCGCGCGCACCCCGUACACAACACAAUGCGCAUACACACGUGUUAUUAUUGUUGGAUAAUAUUAUUACCGGUGUACUGACUACCGCGCUAUUACGAUAAUGUUGCGCGCACUCGUAGUACGCACUUGUUGUUACACUUUACGACGGCCGCGACUUACUCGCGCACUCGAUAUCGUUGUUUCACUCGUGCCGCGCUUACGGCGCCAUUACCGGCCGCCGCACUAAUAACACUAAUACUACACUAAUUAUACGCGACGACGCUGGGCUGUCGUACACGCAGUACCACAACAACAACAACAACAACAACGUCGUACGCUCCGCGCGGUAUAAUCGUACGUAAAUACUAAUACCAUACGCCCCGACCUCCCGCCCCCCCCCCAAAUGUGACGCGUCUCGUAAACGGACCCCGGUAAUUGCAGUCCGGGCCCCGUCUGUUUUUAUUGUACGCUAUAUUGUACAUAUGUAUUAUUUUAUUAUUGUUAUUAUUAUUUUUUUUUUUUCCCCGUUUUUAUAACACUAUCGCCGUAGCGUAAUUAUUAUUAUUAUUAUAUUAUUGCGCGUGUGUACGGUGCCCCGUCGUCGUCGCCGUCGGCAUACCCGCUUUUGUACGCGGCGCACAUAGACGCGCGCGACGUUUCCGAAGAGGACAGGACCGCGUAUUGCGCGCGCGCGCGUGUGAAUCGUUAAAAUCAACCCUAAUAAUAACGCGACGGCGACGAUAGCGAACUUAAAACCGUGUUACGGGUACGUGAUAUUAAAUUUUAUGUACGUGAAAAGGACCGCGCGUCGGCGAUUUCUCCUUUUGCUUUUAUUCCGAUGCGUCGUAAUUUUCGGGGGUUUUUUUUUGUUUCCUUCCAAAACCCUACACACGUGCUGUCUGUCGCCGCAACAAUAAUAAUGUCUUUUGUGGACACGCCGCCGACGCCGACGCCGCCCGACGGGUCUUUAUACGAUACGUACCCCGGCGGAACAAACGCGACACGGGCAGAUACGUGAUAAUAAUGUACGCGUAACAAUAAUAAUAAUAAUAAUAAUAAUAACAAUAGCAACUAACGAUUUAAUGGUACCUAUACAAUGUUUACGAAUAACGAUAAUCCGGAGAACGGCGAUCGAGAGCGGUCGACCUUUUUACCGGUAACGCCGCGUCUCGGGGCCGGGGCACUCAUUCACUGUCCGCUCGCGGGUACGUCCCGGCCGAGCGCGCGGGGCCCCCGCGAAAAUUACCCGGUAGAUUUCGACCCCGGUCGACCCGGGUUUAAUCCCGCCGGUCGUAUUGUCGCGACCGGUUUUUCCGCGCACUUCCCCGUCGGGAACCUAACCGCCCCUUAUCCGCCGUUUCGCCUAAGCCCGUCGCGGUUUUACGUAGGCGUUUCGGGCUUUACGCUUCGGACGCGCGGUAUCUCGAGUACCGACGGACAACAAAAGAGUAUGUACAAUUAAAAAAAAAAAAAAAACAGACAGGUCUUGGCCGCCGGGGCGCGUAUAUUUCCGCCGCUCGAACGAAAUUUAACGUCCGUCGGGAUCCUCGCCGAUUGUUCGCGAGCGUGGUCACUCCGGUAUUACAUAUAAAUGUAACGGGUCUACGGGUACGGUGAUCGAGUCUCCGGGGCCGUCGAUAAGCAACGAGAAGAACAAAUGUUUUUUUUACACGCCAAUAGAUGAGGUAAAAUGCGAUCUGGUGACCAGGACGGGCGUAUGGGCCCGGUCGCGGUAUCUUUUGGUGGCGACUUUUUUUUGUUGUUGCUUGUCUGUCUCCGGGUCGGCCAUCUUUCAAAAUCGUGUCGCAGCCGUGCCCGUAAUCGAAAUGCCCCGAUAAUAUAAUACAGUCGAAUAAAAUAUGCAAUAAUAAUUGGAAUGUCUAUUUAGCCCCGUUCAACUUGUUGUGCGUGCACUGUUAUAAGCGAAAUCGCACCGGGCCGAAAAAAAAUGUGCCCAUCCACAAUUAAAAAACUUUACGGUUUUAUCGACCGUGAACGCGAAAACAACAACGGAAUAAGAAAAAAAAACGAAAAUCACGACCAGUUUAACGGCGAAAAAUAAAUCGCCUUUUCGAUUUUUUCCUAUAUAAUAUUUUAAACGGGCGACCGUUUUUUUCCCCCCCGUCGUCCCUUUCCGCCUCCCGCUGGCGACGACGCGCGUUCGUCCGAACGGAAAUAAUUCCCGUCGAGAAUUCCUCGUUCCUCCGUUUCGACGACGACGACGACGAAUCCGAUAAGUAUGCGGCGUCACCGGGAUUAUUAAAAUUUCUGAUUUGCCAAUUGGUCUCGCGCCGAUGUGCACACGCGAAACCGAGCCCCCGUCGCCGUCGUCGCAGCGGCUUUGCAGGCGGGUCGCGCGCGGGGUCGUUUGUCAACGGGCGUGUUGUUGUCGCCGCGGGCGUCGGCGCGUUUAAUGGGAAACGGGUCGGAAAACGUGACGACGUCACGCGGGCCCGUGCACCACCGCGGUACGCUGCGCGCACCGGCGGCGGCGCCUCGUCGACGGGCGUGUACGUGUGUAAUAGAUUUUCCUCUCGCAUACCUCUCGCCGCCGUCGCCGUUCACUUUGCGCAAGCUAUUUUCCGGACGAUUAACCCGCAAUCUAGUUUGCGACGCGCGAGGGUGGCGCGCCACCCCCGGCCGCCGUCGUGUUACGCACGCGUCGGUCGUCUUCGGGUAUUUCGCUAACAAAGCGCGGCCCGGAGCUCUUUUUAAAACGAAUUCGCGCGCGUUUCCCCCCCCCCCCGCCUCUCGAAGCCCCGCGUCGUUUGUUUUCGCGGAGAGUUUUUGCGGCGUCGGCGGCGGCGGUGGAGGAGGAGUAGGACGACUACGACGGCGAUAUAAUAAACACGGUCGUUUCGUCCGCGGCUAUCUCUGUUUUGUAAACUGCCGUAAAUCAAAAAAACACCCGGUAUACCUAUGUACGCGUUUACUGCACGUAAUAAUAUAUAUAGCAGCUACACCCUCGGAAACGUUUAUUGUUAUUUUUUCCGUACGCGGGGCUUUCAUUCCCGUCGCGUUCUCGACGAGCACGAACCGAAAGUCGUUUUGUUUAUUUUUUAUUAUUUUUUUUUUUCUAUCCUUCGCGUAGCUACCUACAUCAAUAUAGUGCAGUGCACAUGCUUUACCGCUGCAGUAUAUACGACCCAUUAAACCCGCAAUCAAAGCCGCGAACUAAUGAAAUUAAUCCGUUCGGGGGGGGUAAUUUAAAAAAAAACCCCAGCCGGCGACGAGAAGCGACGAAUCGAUUUUAAACGCGGGAUGUAUCAACGACAUAUAGGUGUGUGCCGGACUCCGGGUUUGUGCGCUUUUGUUCACGAUUUCAGAUUUCGGCGUUAUUUUUAUGCACGAGUACAUAAUACUAUAAUAUCGUCAUUAGUUGUUCUUGUUUUGUAAUACGUAUAUUAAUGAGAUUUCAAGAUAAACAGGCGAAGCUCAGACAAUUAGAUUUUAAGACCAGAUUGAGCUACGAAAUUAGGAAUGUGUCCAAUUAUUAUACUUCUAUUAUUCGCCGAAAGUGCGUUCAUAAAGGAAAAUUUGAUCCCGAGAGGAGAAAAAAGAGAACAUUUGAAAACCUAUAAAAAAAAAAAAAAAUUUCAUGUAAUAUCACGUGCAUCCCUCGCCUCGAAUCGAAUCUGAAAUUCUCGUCGAAUCGCACAAUCGAUCGCGCUGGGUCUAUAGUGACAAACGUUACCUACCCGGGCGAACCGGCCCGAUUCGUUUUAGUUAAAACGAUUUUCGCAAAAUAUUACACGGUCGCGUUGCAUCAACUGUACGUUGCAAACAUCGGCCGACUUCUUAUCGGUUGUCAGCAGCGCCUAUGUUCAGCGCGCGGUUACAAUCGAUAGUCCAUUUCGUGUACCCGCUGCAUGGCCGGACAACAUUGUCUUAAAUACAACAAUCGUAUCUUGUGUCGCGACACAGUUGUGGGAAGUAUCGAGGGUCUUUAUAUACAUGUAUAUUUUAUUUUUAUUUUCGGGAUAUUAAAAUCGCGGUGUAUCCGGUAUCGGGCAACUCGAUAUUUCCGAUUGUUCCGUUCCGUUGCAAUAUACCCGUUCGUUCCGUCCGAAAGGCGUUGAAAAUCAAUAUAGUAUCGGUUGUUGUCUACGAUAAUAGACUGCCGUCUCGAUGUAUCCCGAAGUGUUCGAAAGCCCCCGAGCGUAAAAAACCUAACGCAAUAAUACGUCCGUUUGACAUCUCUGCGCCCAUAUAAAAUAGCACGUCCUGACCGACUGGCCAAUCAUCGCUCGGCCCAAACUGCUGGACGGAACGGGCUGAAAUCCGGCGCACAGACAGCUAUUACGACGCGGGCAUCCGCCGAAAAUGGAUUUUCCGAAAAUUCCGACCCCCGGACGGGCCGAAAUAUACGCGUUUGGGUAUUUUCGUUUGUUCGCGGGGUUACCCGGGCGACGUGGACGGCAAUUCCGGUUUUACGGACAAGAAAACCAAUUGCUAUUAUCACUAUUGUCUGCGCUAUUAUCCGGCAACGGGGCGGGUGCGUCGCCGGGUCCGCCCGUACGACAAUCUAUAGCGCGUUGUCGCGUAUCGGUACGUAAACGGCACUGACGCGCGCGCGCGUUACCGUCGCACGAUAACGCAAUAUAAAUACGUCUGUGCCGCCGUAAUAAUAAACGGUCGUCGUCGUCGUCGUUUGGCCGUAAUUUGUCACCGCGGCCUACCCGGAAAGGCUAUUAAUUACGCGGCGGUGACAAGACGACGGCGGCGGCGGCGGCCGAGAAGAGUAUUUAUAUAUUAUUGUGGCGUAUAAAUACGAUACGAUCGCGGGCGUAAUAAAUGUACAAGUACGUAUUGUGUAAUAACGCGAUGACGUUAUGUUAUCACGUCCGUGCGCGCCGUACGCGCACGACGCCGCGGCGGCAUUGUUUGCGGCGCGACGGUUUUCGGCGGCGAUCGAAAACAAACGCAGCCGCGCAUUGAUUUGGUGCGCGCGCGCGCCCCGGGAAUUUCGUGUACAUUAUGCGCGCGGCCGGAGUACUGCGGCGGCGGCGGGUCCGCGUCCGCAUCGCUGUAAUAAUAUAUAAUACGCGCACCGCGUGGGCGGCGGCAGGGAGGGACGCGGAAGGGGAGGGCGCAGCCAUGUAAAUUAAUACGCACCGGCGGACACACUAAUUGAAAAUACUUAGUCCCUUCCCUCCGCGCGGGAGGCGGUUCGUUACGCCCGUUCCGCUUUAAUGAUAUCCCGCCGCCGCCGCCGAGUGUAUAUAAUAUUAUACAUACACAGUAUAUAUUAUACGUGCGACGCGUACGUGUAUAUGUGUACAUGGUAUCCCUACGUUUAUCGUAUUGUUUAAUUUAUCAAAUGAGUUUAUCGAAAUCCGCCCCCGCAUCCACCUCCGUCUCCUCCUCCUACUGCCCGCGGCUUGUACCCGCCGGUCGCCUCUCGCACGUCCGCGAUUCGCGUCCCCCCGUCCCGACGAGAAAACCCCGUUCGCCUCGUGGAGCCGCCGACAAACUCUCGUUUGUACAUUCGCGUGCGCCCCAACCGAAAUUUCGCACGGACGCGCGUGCACGUGGUGACGCCACGUUAUCGUGCAGGCUGCUCUCCGCCCCCGCCGUAUUCGAGCCCCGAACGGGGAGGGGGUUCGACGCGGGUUUCCGUCGGUGUUUUCGGCGCCCGCGCGAAUCAAUAGUCGCGUCCGUCGAUUCGCGCGGGAUGCGUUGGCGGUGCGGAUGGAGUAACGUACGAGAAGUUAAAAACAAACGGCACGAAUGUUAUUAUUGUUGUAAUCAUUCUAUGGUAUUCGCGGGUCACCUCGGUGUUGGGGCGACGUCAAUUUGUAUUCAUUGUCUAUUUGUGUUGGACGUGGGGGACACCGAUCAUACUUACGGCGCGAACGUGUUUCGCGGGACUUAAACACCGCGGAAACAAACUCUAGAGGGGACCGCGAGGGCAGUUUAUACGGGGCAGAGGAUUCAUCUGCCCCGUACAGUGGUCCGGCGGUGUUCGUUUUUCUCUUGAAAAGAUAAAGAAUUUUUUUUACGAGAGUGUAUAUAUAUAUAUAUAUAUAUAUAUACCUCUAAACGAUAUUUAAUAUAGAGUUUGAAUAUUAUGACUUAUUUUUGUUUUAAAGUAUAACUAACCCGACGUGAAAUUUUCCAUUUUCUGUUCCGUUUCAUUUUUUGCCCAACAUUUUGUUUCGACGACUAAAAUACCGUUUUAGGUUUACAGUUAUGGCGCUAUAAUUUCCUCGAAGUCGUAUCAAGAUUGGACGUAGCGGAUUUAUUUGCUUUAUUUACCAUCCUCAAAUUUCGUUGUUGUAUGCGCAGUAAAAUAAAUUACGAUUUGAAUUUCCGCUUUGUCUAGCCAAAAUGAAAAAUAAAAUACAAACAAAUUCUACCGAACUCCGAAUACGCGUGUAUUGUUAUUUUCAUUCCCUUGUUAUUAAUCCGUUUUUUUUUUCUUUUUCGUCUUAUCUCGUUAAUUUAUUUCUCUACGUUCAUUCCAAUUAAAAUUCAAAAACGCUUGCCAGUCCUUCGGCUUAUAAUAUUUCGUUCCGCCGAGUGUAUGUAAGCGAUAUGCAGUAUGUGUGUGUCUGCCUAGUUAAACCUAUUUAUACGCCCUUGAUGACGUUAAACGUACCAAGCAUCGCCAAGUACACGAUAACAUGGUUAGGUAUGCAAAAAAAAAAUAAUAAUAAUAAUAAUAAUAACUGCUAUCGGUUUACUCCGCAGCGCUGAAAACCGUGUAUACAUUGUGCUGUUAUUUCGAGUAUAAUUAUGAUAAUCCCCGAGUUAAUUAAUAAUUGAACUAUAUUAUUAUGCGCGAAGAACGAAUUGUUAUUAUAAUAUUAUAAUAGUCUGUGGAUAUAUUUAAAUCCGUAGGCUUACUGGAGACUUGGCGGGAUUAAUAAUUACUGCUUUUUAAAAAUAAUGUGUCUAGAGUGCACCGUCCAAGCGUAUAUUUUAUGAUGAAUUUCGACAUAAAUUAUAUUGGCGGGUGCUUCGAGUAAACGCGUCACAGGUACAGUUAUAGCCGGGAAAGUAUAUGGUAAUAUGGGAUACAGUUAAUUCAGUUUAUAACAAUACACCGGAGUAACGAUAAAUCAACGCAAUCAAAAAUCGAUUCAUAUAGUGGAGCCUUAUAUGUAUAUACUGCAAGUCGUGUUUUGUUUCCCCCUCGUCGCCUAGAAAUCAAUAAAAAUAAACUCGACGUGACGUAUCGCCAUUUUGUUUCCGAAUAAAUUGCCUUCGGGAGAAUAUCCGCAAUUUUUCGGGUACUGCGAAAUAAAAAAUCGGAGCAUUUUUAAUUACCGAAAAACUGGUUAUCGGUGGCCAACUUAUAUAAUAGUGCUUUUUUUUUUGUUUAAGGCUACAUUCAAACAAUAUAGUAUACAGUCUAAAACAGCGCGUUUAUUGAGAAACCCGUGCCCCUUCCUGAAUUCAGGAAGUGAAUAAUCUAACUAAAACUCGUGUGAUCCGACAUCGGGUUAGGUCAGGCGGUGUAUCUCGCCAAAGAGCAAUCUGCAGCCUCGUAUGAUCGGUGAUUUUGUUAGAAUACACGAAAUACGGUAAUAAUUUUGCACACGUGAAAAUUACUGCCUAUCCGAAUUAUUUUACGACGAGUUAUAAUUAUUCUUGUUUGUGCGAUAAACGAGGCGCUUCGAGGAGAUCUUGGACCAUGGGCUCCACCCUCCAGUUUUUCAGCACGACUAUACGCGCGAUAUUGCAAUAUUUACGUCGACCGCGUUUUUAUCCCGAAACAAACGAUUUUUAUUCAUCAAUCGUACUCUAGAGCAGCGGUUCUCAAGCUUUUACGAUCAUGGCACCCAUAGGGAAAAGUCUGUGUUUCGUGGAACCCCAACUCUAACUGAACCCUAAUUUUUCAAUUAUUUAUUGAAAAAUCAAUACUCCAAAAAUUAUUUAUUGUUUAUUACAAUUGGUUUAAAAAACAAUUUUCAAUCAAAAUUUUACUUAUUAAAAUUACAAAUAAUUAUUAUCUAAUAAUUUAAAAAAAUUAUUUUUAACAAAAUAUAAUUAAUUAGAUUUUAAAACAUACGUUUAUUUUUAAUAUUUUUAAUGCGAUGAAUAGAAUUGUUUCGUGGUUUGAUUCAAAUAGUUUUGAAAUUGUGUCUUAUAUCUGAAAGUUGAAUUCAUAGAUCCGGAGCAUUAUCCAAUCUAUUUGUGUACUUAUUUUUAGUAUGAGUAUAAGAGGAAAAACAAGCCUAACAACGGUAGGUCGUUACAAAAGGUAGUACAGUUAGAAUAGCUUUCAGUUAGAGAUGGGUAUUCGUCCAAUCCAAAACUCGUUUAAAAAUCUGAUUCAAAUGUAUGUUUUAAGGAUGAUAUACACUUGAUUUCAUUAAGGUUUUCACAUUCGAACACGGAUAACAUGGCAGGUUUUAUUCUGUUCACAAAAAGAUUUUGUAUCCAAUCAAUGUCAUUAUAAUUAUCAGGAAAGUGCUGAGACAAUGAUUUUUUCGAGAUUAUCCAAAUGUUAUUCGAUAAUGUUUUUUCUUAUGUUUUCUGAUUUUAUUUUCAUCCAAGUAUAAUCGAAAUAACGUUCUCAAUAUUCACAUAUAUCUGGUGGAACCUUUGAGAUUGUUUUACGGGACCAUUAGGUUUCGCGGAACACACUUUGGGAAUCGCUGUUUCAGAGUAUAAUAAAUGUUAAUAUUUCGUUUUGUUUUCUACGGAAUUAUACCCUCCGAUCAUUAUCAUAUUAUUACGCUCUAUACGCGUGCGGGUCCAAAAUGACAUAUUCGUGUCCGAUACGAAUAAACGACCGUCGGCAAAUUAAUGGUUAGGUACCUGCGUUCGUAUAUUAUCGCGUAAAAAACCGUGCCGCGAUGGCGUCGUUUCGAUAUUGUUCGGUGUAGACCGGGACGAAACUUUGCCGGUUGACAAGGAAAUGAGUUGUAUUUAUGAAAAACAAAAACAAAAUCGUCCCACUUCGCUCGAAUGCGGAUUUGCAUAACGCGAACAAGUAAAGUGUAUAUAAUUUUCGUGGCCUUUGAAUGCGGCCAUUAUAUUAUUAAAAUGGGUCGGAUAAUAUGAGAAAAGUCAGUCGGAGGUCAACCGAAAUGCCGCGGCGCCGUCCAAAAGACAAGCCGGCUAACAUUCAGACAGGGGCAUCGGAAAACUCCUCCCGCACCCCUCCAGUGUGACUCCACUGCGUACGCACGAUGCGCGAUAAAACCUAAAUAAUAUACAGGGCAGUGGCGUCCGGCCUACACGCAAUGCGCGUAUCGACCGCUAUACCUAACGAUAUUGUAUGGGGGCGGGCAUCCAGAAGUCAAGACAGAGUUACGACUUAAAAACGAAUUCUCUUCAUUGUUGUAAUAUACAUACAUACUAUACGGGUUAAAUAUGCAAACUCUAAAUAAUACAUUUUAUUAACGGCGUUUACACGCGUAUUAUCGCUAAUACAGUUUCGAUUUGGUCAUAGCGGUACAUAUAGUUACAUACACCCGAGUGUGUGUACGGUCGAAUCGAUCGAUUAUACGGGUGUAAACUCUCCCUAAUUGGCUUUAAUAACGGGGCGGGUAUAUAUACAGUAUAUGUUCGGUUUUUCGUUAAUUCGGUACCUACGUUAUUUAUAUAUAUAUAUAUAUGUGUAAGAUGAAAUUCGAACUGACUGCUGCUGUUGUACAUAUACGUAUAUAUUGUAUAGAAGGCUGCUGCUGCUGCUGCGCCGACCGACCCGGACCAUCUGUUUCGCAUCGUCUGCAUAUUAUUCGAUGGCCGGUGGUCGACGACGACGAUGAGAGAAACUGAUGACUUUUAGAAAAAAAAAAACGUUUAAUCGCCCUUUUAAACGCGCGUAAUCGAUAUAAUUAAUUAUCGUUUUUGCAAUAUAUAUUAUACGAGUACCGACGUAAUUCACCUCCUCCCCCCCCGGGAUCGGACGGUCUUUACGGACGAAAACUCGGAAAGCGAUUAUAUUUAUUAUUACGGCAGUUUUUUUUUUUUUUUUUUUUCCCGUAUAGGUACCUACGUAUAUCGGGACGUCGGUAAAUUUAAUUUAAUUUAUUGUUGUGACGCCGUCGCCCCGGACCCGGACUGCACUCAUCAAUAAUAACGUUUUUAUACUGGCGGCAAAACCGCGGCACGUAUCCGACCGUUUUCGGUGUGAACCAACGCCCCCAAAUACUCGUGUUCGGGCCCGCGGUACGUUCUCUCUCGGUUAUAAUUUCCGAAAACGAUUGACGUUAUUUUCGUUUCGUCGGGUGCGAUGCGAUGUGCGUACGGCUAUUAUAGGCAUUGCAUGUUGUUCAUUAUAUUAUUAUCGUAUCGCGCGCGCGGUUUUUCGGUCCGGCGAUUACCGUCAUCGACACUCGCGUGUCCGUCGACGUUUCGUCACCCGAAAACGAAGAGGUUCCGUCUAUCGAUUUCUCGAGGGAAAAAAAAAACGCUUUUCAAUACCUAUACUAUAUCGUCAUCGUGUAUAGAAACGUAAGCCGGUUAUCGCAGGACGCGGGGGGAGGUUAGGUCUAUCGUGAAACAGGAAUUUAUUGUGUUUCCAGAAAAGAUAAUAAUAUAUAAUAUAGAGCGGUCUAUCCGUGCAACGCUCACUAUUUUAUUGCAUUUACAAAUACAAAAUUAUCGGUUCGAUCUGCGGUCGUCGAAUCGGAUAUUCAAAUUGAAAAAAGCUGUCCUUUAGGAUAACGGGGACGGGUGCAGCUACUGUUUUGGGUGGGAAGUUGGGAUAUAUACGGGAAUUUAAUAAAUAUCAGAUGUACGUAACGAUUGCUAAUGAAAACACGAUUCCGAACGGAGUUCGGUUGACGUAAUGUUGCUUUUUCAUAUUAUGGUAAAAUCCAUAUGUAUUAAAUAUUUUCUUUAACAAUAUUUGUUUAUAAUAUAAUUAUACCUAUUUUCCCAUUUUUUCCCGUGCGUUUUUCCCCUUUGCUGGGAAAACCCCUUGGGAAAAUCAAAAAGCGACCUCCCUCAAGUACCACCCCGGUCAGAUUUACGUUCAGAAAAAACGCUACAAUUGUAAACAAAAACAUCACUGUAAGACCGAUGCAUUGCUCGCCCCCCCGCUCAGAAUCUAAAACAGCACGGCGUUCGGUGUCAAAUCCGCGAACGAUCGCAGUAUCACACGCUAAACGCUCCGGUCCCCGCUGCGGAACAGCGUCGAAACAGCGGCCCGCGGGGUCUACGUCAUCGUAUAUCCGUUGUCGGGUGACGAUUCACGCGCGUGCAUAUUAAUAAUUAUACCGACAGGAAGUAUCACUCGGUAUACGCGGCGGCCUGUCAAUACGAUGAAGUAGUGUAAUAUUAUACAUUAUUAUUAUUAUUGUACACAAUAUUAUAUUAUGCGGUAAAUCGUCUGUAUAAUAAUACUCGAGGUACCUAUACAAGCGCGCGCGUAUACACAGUAGGCGGUUUCCCGUUUAGUACCUAUACGCGACAUCCCUCGUCCUCGGGGCGGACCCCGGCCCGGAUAACGGCCUCGCGUUGACGUGCGUGUGCGGUCCGGAAGAAGAAAUAUAAUAUAACGUCAUUUCACGUGCGACGCGAAACCCCCGAUGUUACACGGCGCGAGUGACGACAGAUUUCGUCUCGCAUGUGUACACCGCGAUAACACACUAAUAAUAAUACGCUUCGCUGUGAGAAAAUAAUGUUUUCUUUUAUCGUUGUUUUUUUUUUCGCCCGGCUGAUGGAGAAAAAAAACGUCUUAUAAUACAUCAUAUAUGCGACGUAUACCUAUAUAUACAUGUAGUGUAAUAAUAACGAUAAUGCGGUUUAAAUAUCGAGAGAAAAAAUAUGUAUACAUUGUAACAAUAAUGUACACUUAAUUAUUAUUAUAAUAUAAUUUACGUACGACAAUAUUGUGUCCUGCGAGAAUCCCGCCGAAACCCUCCGCGUGCGCGUCGAAAAUAUAACGGAAAACUCCACACUAGAGUCGCAAUAUCAACUGGGAUGUUACAGGGUUUUUAUGAAAACGUUUUCAACGCGGAUAUUAUCAACAAUAAUGAUAAUUUAAAAUGUUCUGACCGACUCGCUGAUUUGUCAUCGCCCAACCCAAACCAUUGGACCGGUCGGGUUGAAGUUUGGCAUACAGAUAUAGCAAUUAUGACACAGGCACCCGCUAUGAAAAUAUUUUUUGAAAAUUCAACCCCUAAGGUGAUAACAUAAGGGCUCUUAGGUAUUUUUUAUAGGAAUAUCUAAUUGUUUAUUUCUUUAUUUUUCGAUUUAUAGGUUACCUUGGUGACAUCGAUGACAAUUUGGUUGUCACGGAUAAGAAACCCAUUAUUAUUAUUAUUAUUAUUGUUAUUACUAUAUUAUUUACACUAAUAUCUAACAAUAGCAAAUAGCAUUGCCGGAUCAGCUAGUAUAGUAAUAAUUUGCUUGGGUGUAUAAUAUUAUGUUACGUUCAAAAUAAUAAUAAUAUAAUCUAUUGUUGUUGUGCAAUUUUUAAAAUUAGUAUUCAUAUAAUGUCCUUAUUUUUAUGGAACUCAGUGCACUUAUACAUUAUGAGUGAAGCGAGGAAUGUAUUUGGUUUUAUAAUGAUGUUUAUUUUUUUUUAUACAUAUCGUGUACAAAAUGUCUUCUAGAAACCUUGCUCAAAUCAAGACAUGACAAGAGCCCAUUUUUGUUGCAUUUUGGCUCUAUAAGUGGUACUUUAGAAAGAUUUUGAUAUUCUCAUUAAUAUUCGAGAAACUGAAAAAAAACUGGUUUUUAAGUUGAACAAGAUUAAAAGAUUACAAAUAAGGUUGUCAUUGGCAACUGCUUUUAUUUACUUUUUGUUAUUAUUUUAAUAUUUUUUAAACAAUCGUUGUUGUGAAAAUGCACAUUGUUGAAAAAUCAAUACUCUUGACCGAGCUCCGACUAGAAUCGUUUUUCGUGAGCAAUGGUUAAUCGCUUCAUACCGGUAUAAUUUAAAUUGUCAUCUAUAUUCUAUACCUUCCCAACUUCUCACCUAUUAAAGUAAUCCACCCAUGGUACGAAGUAUGUACGUCCGGUUUUUUUUUUUUUUUUUAAUCAUUUUAUUUUUGCGUUCACAAAUACAACUAUAUUAUAUUUUUUUUUUGUUUUCCUGAAUAAGACGUUAUAAGACGUUCCUGAAUAAGGCCAGCAAAGACUUGCUCUUUUUAAAAAGCUUAGUAAAAUAUUUUUUGGAUAAUAGGAUUUAGUGGAUCACAAACCAAAUGUCGGAGUAUUUCCGUAAGAUUCAAACAGCUGGAGUGGGCUAGCUAUGGUUGAUGGGAUGACUACCGGUCUUAUACGGAAUAUCUUGGCUAGAAAUCUAACCAAAAAUGGCGACUAUAAGGAAAAAUUUUGAAAUCGGUGGUUUGAUAAGAUAAAAAAAAUAUAUAACAGAUAUCAAUAAUUCGACGAAAACGGAAUAUGAAAUUUUUAGAGGAGUUUGGUAGAAAUGUGCAAAAGGCAUCAAUAGUCGAUACACCAUGGACGGAUGCGACCACUGUUAUAGGUGGAAAGUAGGAAUGUAGGAUAUGGAGGAGAAUUUAAUUUAUAUCUGUACACAGUGAUUAAUUAUCACUAAAAAAACGAUUCUGAGUGGAGUUUGAUCAAUAAUACCUAUUGCUUUUUAAACAAAGUCCCUCGCUUUACUUAGAAUUUAAAAAAAUUAAAGAAAUUUUUUUUUCUUUUAUAUUCUCAUGAAUUUUAAUAAAUAAACCGUUCACUUUUCAAGAAUUUAUCUAGAACGGAUCUGCGGAGAAACGUAUUGGAAUUUCGUUAAUUUAUUCAUUAUUGGAAGAACAUGAACGAAUUUUCUCUCGUUCCUUUUUUUCAGAUAUAUGCCUAUCCAAUUUAAAUAAUUUGUAUAGCCCUAAAUAUUUUUUAAACCCACAUUACUAAAGAUUUAUCAAUAAUAUAUAAUUUUAUCCCAAUGUUUCCUGUGAAGGACAUUUACAGAUUAGGCGUUUACAGAGGCGAUUAUAUAUAAAAACUCAACUGCAAAAAAAAAAUAAUAAACGGGUACAAAUAUUAAUGAUUUUUAUUUGAAAACGAAAAAUGUUCCUUAUUAUUUGUUAGGGACGAGGAAAUGGAGUGUAUACAUAGUAUUUUACUUUGUUAAAUUCUAUGUAACGAACGUGGAAUUUGUUCCGUUUAAACAACGCAAACUAAUUCGUUUUUAGAAAGAACUUUCCGAGUACUGAAUAUUAUAUAAUAAUAUACACCGUAGUCGUCGUCGGGUUCAAAACUCCAUUUUUUUUUUCUGUUGAAGCCCGGAUGUUUGUACAUACCGCGGUACGGCAUCGUCAUACUUACGGUUGUCGCAAAGAGCUUUUUUAUAUAUCAUAGCAAAAGCCUGCGUAAUAUGGUAUGUAUUCUUCAGCGCGGUUUUCCCUCCACGCACGUAUAGGCUUUUCCACUGUACAUAAUAUACCUAAGUGGCGGCCUUUUGUCGGUCCAAACGGUAUACAAUACGGGCCGCGUAGGUAGGCGGGUACACAGCGCGGGUACCUAUAUACAUUAUUAUUAUACAGGGGCGGGGGGGCGACACCAUAAUAUUAUUUCGUAUUAUAAUAUACGGUGCAAUAUAACGCGAGCCAGCCAUUGAUGUAAUUACCGCAGCACAGUCAUUCGGAGAGCGGAAUUAGCAUUAAAAAACAAAAAAAAAAAAAAAAUACUCAUAUACACACAUAUAUAAUAAUAAUAACAACGCGUACCGCCGCCGCCCGCUACGCGCGUGCAGUGUAUGCCCAUAAGGGUGUUGACACGAGCGGGCGCUGCGGCGGCGGCGGCGGCGGUGGUGUUGGUUACAAAAUGGCCGAGUUCACGAGCCGCAAUUUGUAUUCCGGCCGCGCGCACCAUUACCGGUGCUUCCUGUGCGCGACGCGGCAGCCCACCGCCGCCGCCGCCGCCGCCGCGGACCUCGUGUGACCCGAGAGCCGCGCGCAAUACAAUAACGCGUAACGCGAGCGCGUACGGUGUACGGCGGAACACAAUCGCCGCUGUGUUCGCCGCGCGUGUGCACAAUACGAUAUCGUAACAUGGCGUACGCGAUUAUCAUCCGAUAGCGUAUAUGUGUACCUAUACCGCCCCCGCGUUCGCGUAUUACGAUUAUUAAUAGUAUUGCACCGCGUAUUACAAUAUUUAUUGUUAUGCAGGCGCUAUACGCCAUUCGCCGAACACGAAAAUACGCGAUGAUCGGUAUUUACGACUAUAUUCGCCGCCGCCGUUUGUUUGGUUUAGAGGCGAACUGCGGUUCGUUAUGCUUUCCUCCACCACCCUUCCCCGUCGUUUUCUCGUAUUUCUCUUGUGCACGCGUACCUUGCGCGCCCGUAAUACGCGCCCGUAAUCGCGUACGAUAAUAUUCGUGGCCGUCGUCGCGUACGGCGCGAGUUUGGGGCGCGCGCGCGUGCGCUUCUGUUCCGAACAAGAAAAACACCUAAAAAAAAAAAACCCCCUCGAAAAUGCCGUCGGACACGCAUCGCUCGGUAUCGCAUCGCGCUUUCGAAUUACACACCGCCCCGCCCUUCCCCACCCCACCCUCGCCCUACGAAGUCUGCCCGAUAUAAUGUAUAGGUGCACCCACCUACAUAGAUUACGAUCUGGGCGCGCAGCCCGACAACAACGGCUCGUAUAUACGAAAUUGUAAUAUUGUUGCGUUAUUACGAUCGCAUUGUAAUGCGCAGUGGCGAAAUUACGCGCCGCACGUAAUACGCCGCAGUAAACAAACUGCCCAAUUACACGACCGCCGAAACCACGUGUACGCGAGUUGGGUACGUGAUAUGCGUGUGCCGACCGCGAUUGGUUAUCUCCGACGCGGCGGUGGCGUAUUUAUAUAGGAUUCCGUCGACGGGGCGGGCGUUCACGUGUCGGCGAAAUUAUAUUCGGUCGACCCCCCCCCCAAGCCACCCUAGCGCCACCCCCCCCACCGGUAUACGUCCUGUACGCAGGUAAAGGCGUGUACACGCUAACCAGCUGGGGAAAUAUUCGAAUUCGCGAUAGGCGCGGCAGUGUAUAGGCUCACUGCGGUGUACUUGUAAUAAUCAUAUUGUGCGAUUAUUUUUCGAAAGCGCGUUCGCGAAGAAAAUACGAAAAAAACCUACCCCCGAAGCGAUUACAAAGGUACAAAACACCAAUAUUAUACUGCACAGGGUGCCACGCGAUAAACAUUUUAACCUCCGUCUGUUGUAUAUUUAUUAGUUGCCGUUUGAAAAUCAAAAGUGGAGUGGGAGGGUAGACGGUUCACCCCCUACCCCCGAAAAUAAGGACGACCAAAAGUAAAGUUUUGAAGCACCCUCAUUUAUACCUGAAAUUUUUAAAACAUAAUAAUUUCCGAAAAAAGUUUUCGUUUUCGCUUCGUGCCGGACAUCCUUCAUAUACAAAGUCGUAGUAAAAAUAUUUAUGUAUGCAGAACAAUAUGAUACUAUUUUCGAGUGAACCGCUUCGUCGUAGAAACAUAGGUUUUGAAAAUAUUUACGGUUAUUUUUUUUGAAGAGAAUUCCUACAUUACCAUUAUUAUUACCUAUACGUUUUGUUUGGUGUUUUGUGUAAAGCGCGUCAUAAACCGCGGAAUUCCGUUUGAAAUAAUUUGUAUAAAAUAUUUUUAAAACGAUAACUCGUCCAUUUCACAGUGGGUAAACUUCGUGUUUUUACACUACCGAACUCGUCUGCGCACUUUCGAACUAACGACUCGUCCGAUAAUGAAAUUUGCAUAUAUUUGUUCGAUGAACAAUAUAACUGAUAACGGUUUGAAUGCGGACGUUAUGCGUAUAGGGGAAAAACAACACUUUGAACUGGAUCCGUCCCUCGCAUCGCCCCUGUCUCCCAUAAAUCCAUAACGUAAACUGUAAUUUAACCGUUAGACACGUCCCAUUCCGAGCGAAUGUUCUAUCAUGUAUCCAUUGUAUCCUCGUCAAGAGGGCCGUAAAGCGCGUUACUUCGGGGUUUAUGUCACCGCGACACUAUUGUAUUGUUGCGCGUAUGAUCCUCGCGUACAGAUUUCGCGGUGUUCGUCGGCCGCGGGACACCGUAAAAAAAAAAUAAUAAUAAUAAGGGGUGGGGAGUGGAGUGGUGAUUUUUUUUUUCUUACAAAACAGUCGCGGUUUUUACGCGAGUCGUAAAAAAAAAUAAUUUCGAUAUAUUUUUUUUCCCCUUUUUUUUGCGAACAACGUUACGACGAUGUAUAUCAUAUAUUAUCGAUCGCGCGAGUUCGCCAGUAAUAUUUACAAUUUAUCGUUCAAUACACUGCUUAUUGGCGCGUAGCCACGCGAGCAGUCAACCCCUUCCCCUCCGUAAUCGGUUGUUCCACACUCCACGAACAAUUUUAAAUCGCACACAAUCGUUUGUAUUGGCAUGAUUUUUUUUUUGGCCGGCGAAAAAAGUUUAAGCUUGCGGAACAUAACUCACGUUUCAAUUGAUAACGUUUUUUCGGGUUUAUACUCAAUUCGGGUAAACCAGCUGAACGCGGUACCCGUCCCGCCGUCGCUUCUGAUGACGUGUCCAUACCGCUGUAUACAGGGUAGGAUUUUGUACUAGCCGAACAUAAUUUGUAUAGAUAGAUAUUCGAUUAUUCUGUUUUCGGAUUUUAAAUCCGUACGCGUUCUGGUGAUCAAUUUUCGUACUAGAAAACAUGGUUUUUUGUGCGUCGGGAAACACUUUUCUAGAAAUAGAAUUCAUUCGAAUAAAUCAAUUUAAGCGUGAAAUGACGGGACGAUGUCGCGCAUAGAACAAAUAAAAAUCACCAUGUAUAAACCGUAAAUUAAGUGACGCGGCGGUUGACCAAAAUUAUAUUGAUAAAUCAACAUCACACACGCGUGUGUGUUGGGUAACGGUCUCGGACGGAUUUCGCGACCUCGGGGAACUGUAUGGAAGAAAACAAUAAAUUUAUUUCGAAACGCAUAAAUAUCAAAUUAAUAUAAUCACGUAACAAUGUCAUAUAAUUCACCGACGCGUCAUCGUCAUAAGUUAUAAGUUCUUUGGUAAUUUGGCUUUUUUUUUUUCCUGUACAUAUUCCUAUACGCGAUAGGUAGUAUAAUAAUAUAAUAUAGGUAUAUUAUAUUAUGCAGUUGGUUUUUUUUUUUUUUUUGGCACCACGGAACAUUACCAGAAAGACCGGUUGCGGUAUACACCAAAGUAACCCACGGGCGUCGGAUCGUUAUUUAUACAUGUUUGGUAUCAAUUAGCACUCGGUGGGACGGUGCUAAUGCGCGUUGGUCGUCUUUUUUUUUUAUAUACGUAUUUUUUUAUUUUAUUUUUUUUUUCUCUACGCGCUCAACACGAUUACAAUAUUAUUAUUAUUAUAUUUUCGGGGUAUCGGCGAACGGCGGUUGUCGGUAGUUGCCGCGUAGUGCGUAUGAAACCGCGGCGGCGGCGGCGGCGGUGACGACGUGUUAAACACAAAAGAAAACCGAAACACAACUAUUUAGGCCACGGCAAUAAUAACCGCCGCGACGAUGUAUAAUAAUAAUAAUAAUAAUAAUACACACGCUAUUAUUAUUACAACUGUCAUUACGACUACUAUAAUACAGCAGAGUUUAGACACUGUAUUGCCAUAAAUAUUCCGCCGCUACUACGCGAUAUAAUAUUGCAUUUCGUAUAUAGUAACGAGUGGUUUUUUUUAUUUUUUUCCGCCCACCAAUAUUCGCGCGGCGUCCUUACCGUUUCGCGGGAUGAACGACCGUGUUUUCCGUUUACGUUUGCCGCGUUGCCGUUCUCGGCGUUCGCGGAACAAUCAUCGUGACGACAGUGGUCCGGGGCCCGAAAGACCGAAACGUCACCGGGAAAAGUACAUUCAGGGCGACCACGCGCCGCGAGGCUCGGGUAUAGUGUCGCCGCGGUGAAGGGCGCGGUUCGCGUACACGGGACGGAACGAAAACCGGUGAUAAACCGCAACAGAACCGACGCGUUUCGCGUUCAGAAUCUUCAGAAAAAAAAAAAAAUCAUCGAUUAACGCGAAGUUCGCGGCGUCGCGCCGUUGCAAAUGCGAGUUCCGGUGUUUCGGGCCCGGACGGUUUACAUCACGGACUGUGCGCGUGUUGUGUAACGCCGUAGACGAAUUCGUCGCGCCGUAAUAUUCCGUUGUCCUAACGUAAAGUCGGGUACGUCCGGCGACCGACCCGUCCCGGUCCCACUCGGGUCAACAACGUACCCGUACUCGAGGCAAAACGCUAAUGAUAAUUUAACGCGCGCGCCGCCUCCGCAUUAACAACCGGCAACAAUACCAUAUCGUUAUCGCUGCGUAACGGGGACUUUGUUCGUAUUCGACCCGGAGGUUUUUCCCGCACUCUCUUCCCGUCCGUCCCCGCGCGACCGGGCCGCACUUCUCGUCCGUGCCCCGUUCUUCGUGUUGUACACUCCCAGUCCGCGGUCUUUUGCGCACGCGCGUUCGAAUCCUGCGUUCGAAACGCGUCGGUCAUUCGUUAUUUACGUUCAAUCCGCGUUGAAUCUCGAACGUUUCGCGAUCGGCGCGUCCGCGCGGCGAUAUUCCCAACGGUAAUCCAACGGUCCGCCGGGUCGUCACGUAUGGAGAGCGGAGGCCCGGGCAUUAUACGCGAGGUGGCGACGUGACGGGAACCCGAGAGAAAGCCCGAGAUAUCGGUGGAAGCGAGACCCGAAGCCCCCGGGAAUGGGAGACACGACGAGCGGCGUAAUGUGAACGGCGACGGGGGUGGGGCGGGAGGGUGGCCUACCGGGCCCGGAACGAGCCAAAAUUAUUGCUCGUUAUUACCCGCGCGGCGCCUUUGCGAUAACACAACACCGACCGAGUAUUUCGAUAAUAACAUUCGUACGGCCGAGAGUGUAUACGGCGUUAUAACGCGACGACGACGUGGAGCCGGUUUUCCGGACACCCACUCGUCUCUCGUUCGCAUUGUCCGUGCAGUCAAAGUCGUCAAAAUCGGCCGUCCGCUAUAACACCGAACCCUCGCCCCGCGGCCGCCACUCCGUCCAUUAUCGCGGCUAACCUCUGCGACCGUCCCGAGGUCAUCAUGCGUUAUUAUUAUCGUAAGUCGUCGUCGUCACGGUGUCGUCGCGCAGUAUGUAUAAAAAAAAAAAAAAAUAAAUAAAUAUUGUUAGGACGGCCGCGGCUCCGUUUCGUUGCGCGGUGCGCCCGUCCGACCGGAGAUAACGUCAUUACGCGGGCGCGCGCGUCGUCGCCGGAACACUCCUCGGUCCGCGGGGCGGGGUCCGGCCCCGCGGAGCCGGACAUCAAUCAAACGGGCCGGACCGUUGACAGGCGCAAAACAAAUAUCAUCGCGGGCCGCCGGUGCCUUUUGAAAAGCAAUAUCAAUUUAGAUUGGCUAUUCACGGGGCCGAGCGGGGCGCGGGCGCGCGCGCGCGUGUGGAUAAUAACGUCCAUUAACGCGCAUUAACGCACGCGACCGCACCGCCGCGCCGAGUCGUGGAACGCCGCCGUCUUCCUGUAAUAAAUAAACGGCGCGUUCGUAAUAAACGGCGAAACGACGUCGCGGCACUUCGCGACGCGUGCAACGCGAUCGGACGCGCGACGACGUAUGCUAUUGGAUUCUGGAGCGGUGCUCGGGAGAGCGUAUUGGUUUUGCGACGGGUCCGUUUUUCGGUUUCCGCGAGCACCUCUGACCGCCGCCCGUUGAUGGUGGGGGGGGGGAAAGAGAGGCUCGCCCGUACAGGUACACCGGACUCCCUUCCGUGUCCCGCCGCCGCGGCACCCCGACAGUGGCGCUGCGCCCGUCCUUUUACAAUCGAACGCGCCGCGACCGUCCGGGUUCUCGUACUGCAGAUUCCGUCGCUUCGGAGACAUUGCGCGAAACCCGAGACUCCGUGUUUUCCCCGGCCCCGCCGCACUGUUAUGACACGUGACGAAAACAGUAACACACCGCGCGUUCGUAAUUAUCCGGCGUCCGUUCGCUCUGUAUACACUUGUAUGUGUGUAUACAUAUGUGUGCCUAAUGUACGCGGCAUUGCAUUAAACGGGCGCGCCGUUAUUUUAACGACAAUAAUAAAUUACGUCGGCGAGUCGUUUUUCAACUGUUUUGUUUUGUUUUUCAUCGUAGCGUCACCACGCCGUCGCAGUCUUAUUAAGAUUUUAAAUUGAAAAAAAUACCUACGGGCGACGAGAGGACGCCGCGCGCAAACGUCGUUUUCACGGGCCGUUUCGAGACGUUCGACAAUUCAUCGAGUCGGCUCAUCACGCGCGCGCCACGACACGUCGCGACGUUUGCUUUGGAUGUCCGAGCCAAAUGAGUUAUCGGCACAUUUAACCAGCUCCGCCGGCCCGCUGGAAGGGCACUAUUUUCGUACGCGGUGAAAAUCUGUUUGUUUUUUUUUAUUUAUUUCGGUUUUCGUUUGACGCCCGUUAGGCGUCACGCGCGUUUUUUUUUUCGUCUCCGUCGCGUAUGCGUGCGACGAAUUCGCGUUCGGCAAAACCGAUUGCGCGGCGGUAAAGUGAAGAGCCGGCGAACGUUCUCUACUGUCGACGUACUGCGCACCGGGUGCUGUCGGUUAUUUGUCGUUAUUUUAGUUUUCAAACAAUACGGACGAGCGCGUUUGGUACCGCGGACGACGUUUGCGUCGAAGUUUGAAAUAUCGGAGGGCGAAAUGAUCGACAAUCGUGUGUACGAACGCGGCCGGGAACGUUCGUCCGGUCAACGUUUCAAAGGCAAAGUUGUCCCCGACGAACGCGAACUUUUGUACAUUUGAUCCGCAAACGCGGAAAUCAGAAUCAAUCGAUUUACGGACAAUAUCAAUGGGCGCUCUCUAACACAAUAUAAAGACCCGGAAAGGCGUAUCGCGCUUCGACGAGUAUUGCGACUCUCCGGCCGAGUUCAGCGCAAAGGAAUUGUAGGUAUUAAGGUGAAUAUUUUUGGUGUGCGUUGACCGAAUAAAUUUGUUUAAUGUUCUAAUGUGAUCGACAAAAAAAAAAAAUAUACAUAUAUAUAGUAAUAAAUAAAUAAAUCGAUCGGAGAGUCGCAAUCGACGAAUUUUCGACGGGAGGCAAUAUAGACGUGUACUAUACGUGCUGCAAUAUAAACUAGUGGAUAAUAAUAAUCGCGGACAAAAUCGUAGUAUUUUGGGUCGCACUCGAGCUUUUUCCCUCGCGAUUUGGUUGAAAUCUUAUUACGUGUAUAAAAAUCACGCGCACGACGAGUUUAGGUGUGAUCCACUCCAAAACUACUCAACCGAUUUUCACAAGAUAACUUGUGCGGUGAUUCGGUCCAACUUAAAAUAUACGAAUGUCUAUCUGAUUGUUUGUGUACAUUUAUUUAUUUAUUUUUGUUGAUUCGCGUGUUACCUUAGCGAUAACAGAUGAUAAUUUGGCUGUCGCGGACAAGAAAACUGCUAUUAUCAUUACUACUGUUAUAAUGUGUACGCUAUUGUGUCUAGCGAGAUAGCAAAGGAUUGCCAGGUCAGCUGGUAUAACAUACCCAUUAAUUACGAUUUCAAAAUAAAUACUCGUAUGGCCGUAGUUGUAUUUUUAAGUCGAUUAAAGAAGAGGGGGGGGGUCGGGGAUAAAAUCCCUAACCUCCUCCCUCCCUCUGCGCGCGUCGCCGGUGGAACGGGUUACAAAGACACGCGGGACAGACAGAGAUGACGAAACGUCGGCGCAGUCCCCUUAAGAACGAAAACGUUAAACGACACACGGGAGUUAUUAUUAUUAUUUUCCUCCGCAAUAUCCGUUGACAAACCGACGGCGGUUAAUAAUAAUAUCGCAGCCGUGUAUUCCGACUGUACGACUGCCGUUCGCUGCCCAUUAAUAUGUCCUCGGCGCGCGCGUUAUUUUAAGGACUUCUUUCGACAAAUCGUUAAUACGCGCGAGUCGGACGUUUUUACAUUUCAACUUAAUUUAUAACAAUAAUUACUUAAUCGCACCGUCGUUUAACGCCGCCGCCAACGUCCGACACGUUUGUCUCGACUUGUACCAGCGUCGUCGUCGUCGUCUUCACGUGUUGUUGUUUUUCGUCAUUUCUCUCUCUGUCUCUCUCUCUCUCUCUGUAAACGUAAACAAGAAUGCUACCGCGAGACCUCCUUCGUGGCACGGAAAGCAAGCGAAUAUUUCAAUUCAGUCCGGUCGGUAUAUAUAUAUAUAAGGGGUGACGGUCGUCUCAGAUCUUAAAUCAUAUUUUUAAGCCGUAUACCCCCUAGCACACGCGCAUUUAAUAAUACGUAUAUAAAUGUACGGGAGAGCGCGACCAUCCGCGGGAAAAUCGGUAACAAUACACUGCUCCCCCUCCCCUACAAGUACAAGUAUGAUAUUUUAUGUCCGAAUGCACAAUCUGAUUGCAAUCCGUACGAUUAAUAUAGCCAAAAGGUCACACAAAAGUUAGCACAACUCGCGAGUUCUUAUUUAAUUGUACUCUUUUCCCACAUUUCGGUAAAUAUUGUACGGGUGUUAACUCAACGGUAUUAUAACCGGACGAGUUUCCUUUGGUCGUAUUUCGAUAAUACUUUUGAAUUUGUGCUCAUCGCAACCGUGUUCUCAUUGUCGGAGGGAAUAAUAUCGGCAACUCGGCGUGCAUCGAUUAACUCGGUUACUGAAAAAAGAAAGUAACUUAUACCGUACGAAUCGAGCAACUUACGCUCGGCUUUGGGUAUUGCGCGUGCAUAUACUCGUAUAUUAUAUCCAAUCAUAUUGCGCUGUAGACGAGAAACGAAAAUGAAACGACGACACGCGUAUGCCUGCCUGCGUACGUAUACGCGCGUAGUUUUAUUUGAACGCGAUUGCCUCACUCGGGUGCACGCGUUUCGGACGAUCGCUGCAAAUAUCGUAGACUCGCGUGAAAUAUAAUUUUAACAACAAUCAGUCGUAUACACGAUCGUUGGCGGCACAGCGAGCGGGCUUUAUAACGGCAACGUUCUGGCAUAAACGCGAAACGCACGUACGAUAAUUAUAAACAAUCACAAUGAAUACCGUACUCGCGCGUCGGUUUUCGUAUUUAUCGCGAGGGCAUAAAAUAAUAUAAUGUCGCGGUUACCAUACAUUGCAGUUAAAUCGCUGGUGAUAGAUGCAGAGACGCUCGUUAAGUGAUGUGUACUUUUGUCGCGCGCGUCAUAAUCAUUGUAAUAUCAUUGAUGACGAACAGUGGCUGCAGCGGCCGUAUUGUGCAACAAUAGUUAUUACCGUCGGUAUUGUAAAAAAAAAAAAAAAAAAAUGAAAAAAGAGAGUUCGCAAUGGUAUUUGAAACCCGGUAUUGCUUGUGAAAACGUCCAGCGUAUACAAACGGUUGGGAAUGGGUUCGGUGGUUUAAAUCCCCAAAGGGCGUACACUUGAUACUCACACCAUGCAUAUACUGCAGAAUUGCACAUCCCUUGCUUCAUUUUGGCAGUCUCUAGUCUCUAUAAUUCUGUCGGGGCGUACAAAACUAAUAAAACAUGACGUUUGAUGAUUUCAAUCCACGUUGAAAUUCGACUGAAAUGUAUUUUACCACUUCAAUCCGCUUUAAUGUUCAACUGUGACAAUAGUCAACAGCAGACGAAAAAAAAACACGUCGGUUUCGAACUAUACAGAACGGCAUAAAAUAUUUACUUUACGAUUAUUCGCAUACAGCGAGUCCCUAUACUUUCUUAUCGCCCUUAACACGUUUCGAGAGUACCUAUAUAGUCCAAACUCGGAAAUUUUCGAUUCCAAGUGGAAUCGAGAAAAUUUAACGGUUUACGAAUCGUUUUGUGGAACGAUGUAUAUUAUUGAGUUAUGCCCUAACCUAGUUUUCCGAGUCGGGAGAUGGUUGGACAGCGGCGGCUGUUACAUAGGCCGAGGCUGGGGGUCUGAAGCUGACGUUCUUAAAUCCACAUUUUACACCACUACUGUAUGGUCAUGUUGCUCGAUUCGUUUUAAGGUUCGUUACACAAACUAGGAUUCGAUUAGAAAACGGUUUAUUUAAUAUAUAAGUGCGUUUUCGAGGUAUACAUUACGUAUACACGAACAUUUUAUUUGCGUGUGUUUAUUAAUUUGCGUUUUUUUUUUUUUUUUUUAAGCCGCGUGUCGGGAAACUCCUCUAUACACUCGGUCGACGAGGCGCUUGUUUCCGACCCGCUUUAAAAAAGAAAAAAAAAAUCCGAUCGGUCACGGUCGCAUCCGUUUCUUAUGAAUUUCGGUUUUUUUUCUUCCGUCCUCCACGAGUAUUGCCACCGCCGUCUGCGUCCUACAGGGUGUGUGGCAACUCCACGCGAUUAGCGACGGCCCGGCGGCGGACGGACGCGACGUGCGCAAACAAAAGGAAAACCUGUGCGGGCGGCGGCUGCGACGCGGAAUCGCGAUUUAACGCCGCGCGAGCUCUUCGCGGGCGGUGGAAAUAAAGAAAAAAUAGUAAAAAACAAAACUGUUGGCGCGCGACUAACUACCGUCGUCGUAACAGUAUAACAACGUGUACGGUCUGACCUAACCGCAACCGCGCGCGCGUUUCGUUCCCCAAAACGUUGACCAGGCGGAUCCGUAUUCGCGACUUAGAGCCGUUCUCGGCAACGCGUAAAAAAUAGAAAAAAAAAAAUGCGUCUAUCUGAUUCUUAAACCGAUUCUGUGGCUCUGAUAGCCGAGAAAGAAACCCGGGCCCGCGGCGGACUUUACGAAUUACGGUUUCGCCGCGGCGUUUGAAGGACCCACGUAACUAGCCGAACGCAUCCCUCUAAGCGACCGCGUAAUUAACACGGACGAGAGUUUUCGCAUCCGAUUUGUCGGUGAAAUCGAAAUAAUAUUGAUUUUAAUUUCACGAAACGGUAACCGUAUUUGUACGCGCUUUGCGAAAUUUCGUGUACAAUUUCGUCGUAUGAACUCGGUGAAAUGAAAUCGAUUUUUAUCGAUUAUAUUUUAUUAUCGGAAUAUUUCUUUUUUCGCCGACCUACGGUAGUCGGAUAAAACUAAAACCUAUUUUUUUUAAUAUACGGUCAAAUAAAACGAUCGACAUAAAUAACCCACUGUCGAGUCGCAAUGGUCGUUUGAAUAAUAUUCACAUUUUUUAUUUUAUUUUUUUUUUCUGGUAUAUAAAAUGUCUACCGAACGAGAUAGGGAUCGUUGUUAUUAUUAGGUGGGCAGGUCCUCGGUAUAAUGCAUUACAGAGUGGGGCGUAAUAACAUAGUAGUAACUCCCUACAAUUAUUAGGGUUUGUACCCUGCAGGUCACCACCUCGUAUACUUCCUAUAGGUUAGGAUAGCCGGGUAAAUGCAGUUGAGGGUGCGGCCAGCAAGAACGGGUCAUAUCAAGAGCAGAGAUAUAUUUGAAAAAAAAAAUAAAAUAAAAACAGUUCGACACAAAAACUGCCAGUUUUUUUAUUCCAGGAAACUCUGCGAUGUUAAAUUGUUGAAUUCCGUCGUUGUACGGAACGGAAAUGUAUGAACUGAAAAUCCAUUAAAAAAAAAAAAUAAUAAUAACAAUAAUAAAAAUCACAAACGGUAGAGAUAUUUCAAUGUCCCCACUCUAAUGAGAUUGAAUUGUACGAGAAUAAAGUAAUGUUUGAACGAUAUAUUGUACGUAUCGUAAAAAAAAGGUCACCCCUGACGUUUUUGUUUUUUUUUUUUUUAAUAUUUCUUAGGAUCUUUUUGACGUUUUCAAACACUCGCGUAUCUCGGCUCCGUCCGCCCGCCCAAAAACACGAACGGAUACCGCCGCGAAUACAUUAUUAUUGUACAAGUGAAUUAUUACGUUACGCUCGUAUCGUCGCCCGUAUUACAGGUAAAUCCCGCGGGCUCGCCGAUCGGUCUUUCUCUAGCUCGUAAAAUAUAUUGUAAUGCGCCCGGACCAUCCGGGCGGGGGCGACAGGAAGCGAGAUAAUACCCGUGACGGCGGAAACGCGCCCGGCGGACCGUCGCAGCGAACCCCCGCGGGACCGCUGCCGCUGCCGCCGCCGCCGCCGCCGCCGCCCGGAACCAAUAAGUCUGUCGGCGCGGAGACGACGCAAAUGAAGAGCUAUCGGCGGCGCGCGCGACCCCUAAUGAGCGCCGGAGGGAUAAGACUAUUAUGUAAUAUAUUAUUAUUAUAUACGCAAUACGUCCGCCGUCCCGCGGGUAUAUUUAUUGGCGUCCGUAAAUUAUCGCCGCGGGCGCGACGAAAGACGCGGCGGACGGUUUUCGGGAAGAGGAGAGAGAGAGAGAGAAAGAGAGAGAGAGAGAUAGAGAGAGCGCGCGCGCGCCCGCUCUAUGCGACACCGCCGUGCAUCAGCGUCCGCGCCGCGGAAACGCCGUCGAUUCCUAUCCCUUAGGGAAAUAAUAUCGCGGACGUGAUGACGGCGACGGCGACGACGACGACCCGCGAUUUACUCGUGUUUUCGCCGCCGUCUCCCGGCGUCGUCAUCACGUACCGCGGCGAUUUCACGAAAUUUCACGGGCGGGCGGGAUCGCUGGAAUAUACAAAGUCGAAAAUGUAAUCCCGGCGGAAAAAGAAACGAAAUCCGGUUUUAGGGAUACGCCCGACAAGGAUAACAAAUCGCCGCCGAACGUAAACGCUUACCGCGCACUCGGUUUUCCCGCGGAUUUUCGCGCCUUUGUGCCGUCGACGACGGCGAAAACCGCCGCCCCGGAAGGGGGCGCGCGGCGGACAGCAAACGGCGCCGGCGCGAUAUCAUUAACCCGACGCAACCGCGCACUGCCAUACUUUCGGCAAGCAAGGGCGGCCGAGUUCCGUGGUUGUCACCGGUUUGUUUGCGGUUUUCUCGGUCGAUUCCGCGUUUUCCGUUACGGUUUUAUUUCGCGAAAUCUGUCGACACUAUGUAUACUGGCGACGGGUAAUAAUGGGAUUGUGAACGGUGUUUUUUUUUUUUCAUUCGCUUAUCUACUCAUAUUCGUUCGAUCGUUUUUCGAUUUAAAUAAUUACCCACGUUUAAUAGGGGGCGGGGGGGGGGCAAACGAAAUUUCCGGGCAGUGCUAUCGCUAUUGCUCUGCCCCCUCUUCCCCCCUGUCGUAUACCCAACCGGAUUCGACCACUGGCUGUAUAUUCGGACCGCAGCGAGUUCUUCGGGAGGCGAUAGGUACGAACCGCAGCGUGUACCGGUAUGAUUUCGCGAGAUUUUCAAUUUUUUGUUUUUUUCGUCCCCACGCGAACGACGCUGUUGUCGCUGUUGUUUUUGCGCCGUCGCCGCACUCGGUUUUGCCGGGAGCGAGCGCGCGCGCGCCCAUUGCGAACACGCGUCCGCCGCGCUGCCGCUGGUCGCUGUCGUCGCCCCUCAACAUCAGAGUGUACAGUGACAAGCGACACGGUGUUUUGUGGCGGCGGCCGGCAACAAUGUCACGGAGAGCGCGCGCGCGCGCGUCCGCGUCAAUGAAUGUACCGACCCGGUGUAGUGGAUGUACGGGCGUAUUGUAAUGUGUGCACACCUAUAUAAUAAUAUAAUACGACGCUGCUGUCACUGACGCACGUAAACCACCUCGGGCAAUAACGUCGGUUUUUUUUUUCUCCCCGGACUCUUUGAACUCGUCUGCCGCCGCCGCCGCCGCCGCCGCCGAUCUUGUAUAUUAUACGACACGAAAUUACACCGUCGCCGCCGCAAUAUUAUUAUUAUUGUUAUUAUUAGCCGGCGGAAAUCUCUCCCGGAUUCGGGCGCGUCCUUCGGCGGCGGCCGCAGUCGUCUCCCGGCGUUUUCACAUUAAAAAAAAAACCUUUUUUUUUUAAAUAUUUUAACGGCCGCCUUACGCGAAAUUUUCCGCUAAUCUGUUCAGUGGCGAGCGCGGGCGGAAAGGGGUGAGUGAGCGUUAGGGGUCAUUUACGUUCCACCCCGUCGACGGUUAAAACGCGAAAACAUCAGUGUUUGUUUUGUAAUUUAAUCUAGAAACGUAUAAGAGUUUCGGCCGAACUACAAGGAAAAAAAACGUUUGAUUUAUGUACGAACGUUUGGAAAUCGAUGUUUUUUUUUUUUUUUUGGAUAUGCCAUUUCUUUUUUCCCCGAAAAUUUCCAGACGAUACGCCGUUGAGUCUGGUCAGGUACGGCCUUUAUUACGGACGAAAAUGUCUUCAGGAUAAUACUGAUUGUCUACAUAAGAUUUUUCCAUCGGUUUUUUUUUUUUCAUUGAUUUUAACAACGUUCUGCAUACGCGUCAAACUCCGAUUUUGCAUUUAAUAUGUUGCAUUCAACACGUGUAGUUUAAAGAGUCUUAUACGCAGUGACGUGUCCAGACAUUUUCAACAGUAGCGGAUUUAUUAAAUAAUCACCGCGAUUUACGAAUAAACCGUAGAAUCUCUUUUUCGUGUAACCUGCCGAGGGCAAUGAUAAUUUAAAGGGCGCGCAUCCGAAAAAGCCAACUUGUAUAAUCAAAUAAAUCGAAAAUUCUGCUUGUUUCUUGACCGAAGUCUAUGAUUUCCAGGUGGGUACACUUUCCAAAUAAAUACUCGCAGAGUUUUUGCGGUAUUUUUAAACCGAUGGAGGAGGGGUGUAAUCCCUAAUCCCCCCUCUCCCCUGCUCACGCCACUGCUUGUACGUAUUUAUUCCUAUUCUCAAUCCUACACUCGACUCGACCACGCGUAUUAUCAACGGUCACAUAAGUGUCUCAUUUUUGUUACUCCUGCUUUUUUUUUUAUUUCGUCUCAUCGCCGCUCGUUCGCGAAUCCUUCGACCGACCCGAGCACGCGGGGACUCGACAAUUCUUCUCGUUGUCUCCGUUUAAAAUACUUCCGACGUUUUCGAUUUCGUCCGUGAUUCGGUGCAGAUUGCGCCAUUAUUACCGUCGUGGAUUAUAAUUAUAUUAUUAUUUCGUGUUAUAAUAUACACGCGCGUAUUUCGUGGUUUUUUUUCGUUUUCUUCCCCCGUCCCGUCUGUUAUCUCGGCCUGAUCUAAUUGGACUACGGCGGCGGUAUUGGAAUAAUAAUAUAAGCGACCUACGGAUCAUUGAUCCUCGUCGAACCUACGUGUCACCCGCGUGCCGCACAGCAAAGAAGAACAAAGCCCCGGCCGAUAUUGGAACGAAAUCUGAGGCGAAAAAAAAAUAUAAGAAAAAAAAAAAAUGAAAAUAAAAAUAAAAAUCCGACCACUUCCUACGGUAUAUUAUAGCUGCAGCUAUAUAGGUAUUAAGGUAUACGCGCGCGCGGACGUAAUAAUUAAUUUUUUUUUUUUUUUCGGUUUUUGUCCCGAGUUUGUUUAUACGAACAUUCUCUCACACAAACUCCGCGCCCGGUGAAUAGAUUUCAAUUAUCGACGGUUCGUUAGAAAUCCUUUGUCGCCGACCGCGCCGUCUUUUUUUUCCACUCUUUUUUUUCCCCUCCGUCUUCUUCUUCGCUUCGUGUAAAAAAUUAUAUAUAAUAAUAAUCAUCACACACACAUACACAUAUAGGUAUACGUAUGUAUAUACACACAAUAAUAUAUAAUAACAAUAAUAACCGGUGGGCUCGCAUUUUAUAAGUUAUUAUCAUGAUAAAAUAUUACGUAUAUCGAGAUGCGUGUGUGCUCUAUUAACGUUAUUAACGAGGUGUGUGGCAUUAAACAACGCUCGCACGCGCGUUGCUUUGAUAAUAAUAUGUAUACGCGGUAUAAUCGAAAAUCGUGAAAUAUCCAUCGUAGGUACGACGACGACGACGUGCCGCUACGAUCAUGAUGAAAAAAAGAAAAAGAAAACCAGCGCGUGUAUUGUGUCAAGUCUUAUUGCGGGCUAGUAGUGCAUCGUCGUCUAUAGCAUAGUGUAAUAGCAACCGAAGACGAAUAAUGUUCCGUUUUCGCAUUGCCGUUCUCGAAACUCUCAAAAUCAACUACUGUAUAGAUCUAUAGAUCUACUAGAUUACUAGACUACUAUCUAUAUGCAUUAUUGUGAAAAACAAAAUGGAAUGCCGAGAGGGUAAAUUUUAUUGAUGAUUGAGACAGAGUGAACGAUAGUGAAAAUAAAUCGUUUGGCCGUGUAAGCGAUGUGCCCUUUAGAAGUUUAGAAGGGGGGGGGGUGGUUCAACAUUCAAACAUGUUCUCGACCGUAUGCAUGAUAUACGUUCGAAUAUUAUGUUUUCAAAGGAAAUACCGGGUUUUAAAUAGCCCUUAUUUGUCAAAGUAAAUAACGGGGUUAAAAUCUGUAUAAUACAUAUUUAUAUAAAUAGCGAGUUUUUCACGAAAUAUUCAUCUUCAAACCCCCGCCCCGGUCGCUCCUAUUUCGACAAAACGUUUUUCGUUCGAUUCCUCGUUGCUGCCGGCGGGUAACAGCUGGAUACUUUACGCCCGACGGAGAGGAAUAGUGCAUAGUAGACCCGCCGAAUCUCCCGUGUUAAGGACGGGCCUUGUCCCCUGGCCUGGCAGUUUCAUUUCGGGCCAAAGUUUGGUUGCCAACGGUCGAUUGGUUGAAUAAAGCAUUCGGUACAGAAAUGAAAACCUACGCUAACCAUAAUUUUGGAAAUGAAACGGGCUGUGUGAGUUAUUGGAGUUCUCUUAAAAUGUGUUUCGCCUUAUUAUAAAUUGUUCACCGAGCAGAUCCUAUGCACAGACCUAUACCGCAGGGGUAGACGCGGGCGUCAAACGUAUAUAAAAAACCCGUACAAAAGGGUAAAAAAAAAAAAAUGAAAUAAAAUGUCUUUGGAAACGCGCAUUAAAACUAUAUGGCGACCGUAACAAUUAGAUCCGUAGAUCAAAUUUAUAUAUAUACAUGAAAAAAAGAAAAAACGAAAUUUUCGAACGGCAACAAGUCGGCCGCGGGGGAAAAUUGGUGAUUCCCGCGGCGACACGGGGCUCUGCAUGUUGGCCGCGGGCGUUUUACGUUUUACUUUUCAUCAUCUGUCGGCCGUGAUACCGAAUAAACACGGCGUUGCUGUCGGUUUUAAACGACGAAACAUAUUGCGCCCGCCCCUAUCGCCGAUACACGAGAUCCGCCCGGUUGUGGGUGCCGGUACAGCGGCCGCCAAAGCGUAAAGCGUGAACGAUUCUCCGUUAACGGGUCGGUUAAAAUUUGCGGGGGGGGGCGGAGCGGGAGGGAGGGCAAACGUGAGAUCGCGCGCAGAGUUUUUUUUUUUUUUUUUAUAUAACUUUUCGGCGGGUCUUUGAUUCAAUUAACGGCCUAUUUUUCACGUCGCAUACGCAAUACACGAGUAAGUGUAUGUCCGCCGGCAUCCAAGGCCGUCGCGGCACCGUUUCUGCCGCUGCUGCUGCGCCUUGAUUGCAGGAUCCCUUGAAGCCACUGCCCAAUGCCGUGGCAUCCGCGGCCGAAUGAAUCAGCGAAUUCGAACGACGGCUACGUUAACAGUAAUAAUAAUAAUACGAUAUUAUUAUGGUGUAAUAUACUUAGUCGUGUGUGUGUGUUACGUUCGUCAUUUCGAAGGACGUCUAAUACGUGUAACGUGUGUGCGCAUACGACUAUAUUCCAAUCGAAUAAUUAACCGCGAUUGUAGCUACAGGUCGUACAUAUCAUACGGGGGAGAAGGGGGGGGGCGCGGAAGGAGAAACGUUAAUAUUAUUAGAUAGGUAAUCCGAAUCGUAAUUUCGUAUUUCGAUACCUCUCUCUGUCUCUCUCGCAGGACCCGUAUUGUAUACCCGCAGCGCGUCGCACGCGUAUAAUGUCUGCGCGUCCGCCGUGAGUAAUUUCAUAGGAAAAAAAAAACCCUCCGAUAAUUAUCGAGCGCCCACAGAAAAUCAUAACGGAACCAUAUCUGAGUGUUGCGAUUAACUAUUACAUUCGCGCAUUAAAAAUCGUGUGCUCGUUUGUGUUUUUUUUUUUCUCGGAAAACGUCAAAUACUCGAACUUUGCGGGCCGGCGCAACACUCAUCGUAUCCCGGGAAUACGCGUAGAUUUUAUAAUUAUUGCGACCGUGGUUGUAAUUACUGAACGCCGGUCUACAUUCCGGUGCGAGUUCGUACCUGUUAUAAGGUCGAAAUAAAAACGAAUUGUCGUUGCAAACAGAAAAAAAAAAUAACUGUGCGAAUAACGCGUAGAAAACCGAGAAACCGAAAUUUCAAUAUGCGUCUUGAUGGACUUGGUCCUAAACCGGCGUAUCGUCUAUGUAUUUUAUAAUGGAUAUUUAAUCACUUUUGUUUUUUUUUUUUAUUUUUGAAAAACCGUAUUGAGCAUCUAGACAGGCUGGAUACAGGCACCACCUUUUAAAGCGCGCGGUGAAAAAGUUUCGGAGUAAUUUUGCUACAACGAAACGUCGGCUUUUCUAGGAGUUUUUCGAUAUUUAAAACAAAAAAAAAAAACGAUAAAAGUAUAUUCGUAUUGCACCCGCUUCUAUACACGAGUAUUGUAAGUACACGGAAUUUUCUCACGAGUUUUCCUCAUUUGAAAUCGAGUGCAUAACGCUUCAUUCACAGAGAAAACAUUGGAAUAGCAACAUACAUAUAAAUAAUGCAUAAUAUGUACGAUAUUAUUAUUACCAAUGCGUUUGAAACGUAUUAUGUACGCGGUUUUUUAGUACGCCUACUACCGGUCCGGAGGAAUUAUACAUAAAAAAAAAAAAAAAAACAAAACAAAACAAAACCACCGCUGUGCGCUGCAGUGUAUAUUAUUAUAAUAUAUUUAUUUUAUUUUCAAUUUUUUUAUUGCUCGCCGAAUUAACAACGUGGCGUUAAUUAGAAGACCGGAUUUCUCGGUGCGUAAGUAUAUAUUAUUAUACGACGUGAGCUCGGCAACUCGUUCACCAGAUCGCAUCGCACACGUACUGUAGAAACCAUUGUGACGGUUACUCGUUUUAUAAUAUUAUAUCGUUCACACGAAACACAUUAUACGAGCUCCGUUUGGUAUUUAUAGCCUUUGAAAUCGUCCAGAACAAGCGCUUGAACAACUGUAAUUUCGAAAAAGGGCUUGAAACCCCGUUGAAAUAAGCAAUUUAAACAUUAUUAUGAAACCCCUUCCUCUUAUCCCUAAAAAAAAAAAAAAAAACAAAUAAAUAGGUUUUUUUUAACUGUGUUGUUACAAGAACAUAGAGUUAAAACUAUUGUGCGAAGAAAACAUUAUUUUGAUAAAAAAAUCUGAGUUUUCAUCUCCUCCCCCCCCCAAAAAAAAAAAAACCGUAAAACUAGUUAAAAUUAUUUUCAGUUCGUAUCUGCGGCAUACUUCCGAACAUAUUUAUUGAACCGGAACGGGAGGUGAUUUUUUUUUUUCAUACAAGCGCAAUAAUUAUUAUUAUUUAUUUCCAUGACUUAUAUACCAGACAGACAGGCAACAGCAGCAGCAGCAGUCGUCAACACCGAUAAUAUUGAAUCCUGUAUUUAUGUUUAUUGUUAUUAUUAUUAUUAUUAUUUUUUUUUUUUUACCGCGUGAUGAUUCUUUAAAUUCAUCAACAAUUUAUUAUCCAUUCUUUAACGUUUGUCUAAUAUUAUAUUUUGUGUGUCAUAGACUCGAAGCUAAUAACGUAGGAAAUAAUAUAUUAUUGAGAAAUAAAAAAACAUAAUAAUAAUAAUAAUAAUCAAUUAACAACUACCGCGCGGCGAUGACUCGCAAACGUCAUGAAACAAUUUUCGUUUCCCGGCGCGCAUAAUGAUUUACCUCCGAUAAAUGUCACGCUAAGUAUAGUAUUAUUCGUGCAUAAUAAUAAUAUGGUCGUGUAGUUUUUUUAGUUUUUUUUUUUUCGCGUUCCCCAUUCAUUUCUCUUCCGUUGUUAAUUUUUAAUUAAUUAAUUAAUGUUUUACUAGCUUAUUGUCGUCUCGGUGUACCGCAGUUGACGCGCACAGUAUUAUCGUAUUGACGGGCUCGACGGGCCGUAUUCAAUUUCCAAUAUUGAUUAUAACCGAUUUGAUUGCUUACACGUUAUUAUUAAUAAAUUCUGGUUUUAUUUAUUUAUUUAUUCGAUUCGAACGCGCAAUCCUCGUUACACGAUUGCCGCCGCACCGGGGAACGUUUUAUUACUGUUUCGAUAUAGUGUUGACGGCUGCGGGUCGAUAGAUUCGGACCGAGACGAACAGCGGGACACGCGUCUAAAAUAAUACCCGGGACGCAAACGCACGCAUAGCUGCGGCCCAACGCCCGGUAUGUCGGUAACAUUUUCCUUUUGUCGUUCCGGGGGAAAGUCGCGAAACAAAACGACGGUAAGACGUGGGCAGGUUUUCGGCAUAGGCACGACAAAAACCUGGACACACACACACACACACACACACACACAGAACAAUAUAAUUUAAUGCGCUAGAUUGUUGUUAACCGUCGUGCUGUUAACGUUGUUGUGCGCGUGCGCGUAUCGCAGUAUUGACGCGACCGAUUCCCGUCGCCGUUGUGAGAAUAAGGAUCUAUAAGUAUCCAUUGUCGCGUGCCUGUAGAUUUUAUCAAUAUAUCAACGUAUCCAUCCCUCGUACUUGACUGACGCCUAUCGGCUGUUAGCGGUCCGGUAUACGCGUAUACGUGUUUUACCGCGCCUACUCUCCGACAACACGUCUACUCGUCUCGAGCGACGUUUUCCUGGCGGUCGCUUCAGCCGAGCGUGGCCCGUUUCGAUAUUUCCCCCGAGAUCUCGGUCGCUGUCGGUCGGUUGCUCGCCCUCCGUUCCCCGAUUCGAACGUCUAUUGCGCCCGGUACGUAGUACCCGUUUGUUGGCGUCGUCCGUGUACCCGUGUAUACGCCAGCCACGUAGCCAGCCGGUUCGUGAUAAAGAAAAAAAAAAAAAAAGAAUCGCCCCGCAUAAGUAUAUGGUUACGACCCGGACGAAAUAAAGGUGUUUCCCGGGGACGACGCGCGGGGCUCGAGAUUUCGACGGGUAAAUAAAAAAAAAUUAAAUUAUUAUUACACACAGCGUUCGCGCGGGCGGCGGUGUAACCGCGGGUGCGCGUGGGCGAUAGAAUAAAAAUAUAAAAAUUGUUUUUUUUUUUUUUUUUUUUUGUUUUCUGUUACGCGCAAGGUGUGCGCGACAAAGGGCGUUGAAAAUGACGGGGUUGUUGUCGGCGGCGUGACCGUUAUUAUAUCGUGGGGUGUUUUCGGCGCGCUACAGAAACGAAAGAACGAAAAAAAAAAAAAAACCGCCACCCACCCGCGGAAAAGAACACGACGCGCAGCGAGACCGCCAGGGACGCGUGUUAUUACUAUAAUACGCGCGUGUAACAGCGUAAUAAGUGCGUUGUAUUUUGACACGAUAUUUAAGUCUCAUUAGCAUCGGGCGGGAAUGCGUCCGCGGUGAUGCGGCGGGCCGCUCGCGCAUCACCGGGGCACCGUCGUCGUCGUCGGCACCGGGGAAGGUGGUACGAAAAAUAAUGUAUAAUAUGAUACACGGUCGGCAAACGGAGUUAAUAUCAACAGGCCGGCCUGUAAUUACGGACGCCGCCGCCUGUAAAAAAAAAAAAAAAAUAAUAAAAACCUGUUGUUUUCCGCCGCUCGUGAUAUCGUCCGCAACACGUUUGCGCGCGCCGCUUUGCGCGCCGAGCAUUAACGCGUCCGGGACGACGGUAUUCAUAAUAUUAUUACAUAUUAUUAUCGUUAUCGUUGUUAUUAUGCGCGCGUGAAAAUCGUAUCGUAACAACCGUGGUUUUUAUUAUUAUGUUUUUUUUUUUUUUUAUUUUUUUGAAAUUUGCUUUUACCAUAACCGCCGUCGAUAGCCGCGGCUCCGGGCCCCUCGCGGCACACUGUUACGCGCCAUUUGUGUUUCGCGCGGUUUUUUCGGCCGCGCGCCCCGUCUCCCCGACGACGACGACGCCGCCGCUUAUUGUAUUCGCGCGGCGUUAUGAUUAAUUUGUGCGCGAUCGGUUAUUGCGGUUUCUCGUCGACGAACGUCCGCGCGCAGCGUUCUCGCGCGCGUACGCAUGCGGCGGCGCGUGUUAUACAGGGCGAUUCGCGAACGACCGUCUGCACGCGGGUUCCGUCGCCCCGGCCCACCGGCAGACGCGGCGGGUGCCCGGCGUUCGGUACGGUCCGACGGCGGCGGGAUCGGAUUUAAAAGCCGGAUCCGAAAUUUAGUGUCUACGCCGCGCUCUUCUUAUCAGCGCGCGCAAGUCGCCGGCAACAAUCGGCUCGUUCGCCGUCCCCGAACGGUCUAACGGUCUCGUUAAAAAAAAAAAAACGCUCGUAUUGGACACGAGUACAUAAUUACUCGAACGACGUUUUUAACAAUGAAUUCAGCAUCAAACUAUUCAGAGUAUAAAAAGUCGCUAUUUACAUCCCGUUUAUUUAUUUAUGUGUAUGCCAUAAUAACGUCACACCCAAUUUCUCGUAUUCCGUAUUCUUCAUAAUACGUGGUUGUCGUAUUUUCAAUUUAAUGGAGGCGGGGAUACAUGUAACCCCAAUCUCCGGUCUUGUGACCGACCCGCAACGUCCCACUAGUAUUAUUUAUACACAGAAAAAAUUUAAAUCUCCGCGGAUUAAAUUUUGGCCGUUCGUUACGAUCGCCCUGUAUUCUAAGCGUUUCGUUAAUAGACAAUUAGUGUGCGCGGCAGACUGUUUUUUUUUUUUUUUCGAGAAAGAGAGAGAGAGAGUGCGAGGGCCACUCUCGCGCGCGCGAGCGAUGUAUUUUUAACACACGAUCGCUGCAAUACUUAGGUCCCGAGACACUGCAACACGCAUAAUAUAAUAUAUAAUAAAGGAGCAGCUUAUGAUAUCAUCCGAACGGGAGAGACGACGGGAUCGGGGCGGAGAGAGGGGAAAUGAUGAUGUGCUGACGGGUUCAUUGUUAGGGACAUAUAUAAUAUUAAACGAAAACAAAAUAUUUAUCGUCUGCGCCGCCGCUAUGGUUUAUAAUUACCACCGCCAUCGCGGAAAUCCAAUUAAUUUAUAAUAUUCCGGGCUCGUAGAAUUCUCGACAUUUCGUCGGGACGCUGCGUAUAUUAUUAUUAUUAUCAUCAUCAUCAUCACGUAUCUCCGAGAUUUCUUGCCAAGAUCCGAAUCGACUAGGAACAGAAGUACACACGUGAUAUUAUUACGGUGCGAGUCGCGUUCGCGGUUUUUCUAAUAAGUAAUAUACUCUAAUAACCGACGUGUCCAAUACCGUACGGUAUUAGAUUUUAGGAGAUAAGGUUUUAGAGAUUUAGGAGACUUGCACAUUAACCGCUGUUGUAGACACUGUAGUUUACCUAUGAUUAAAUGUCUACCGAAUUGAAUCCAUCGGUCCACGAGACGAAUUGACACGUCGUGUUCCACGUGGACAUAUAUUUUACCGGCGUGGUAUGAAGUAUGCCGGAUAAAUCGGCGGUACCGGUAUGUUUGAUUUGUUAACUCGACAUUCACUCAUACCGUUACACAAACACUAGUUAUUUAAACACCAGCUGAUUCGGAGGAUUGAAUUUGAUUGCCAUUUUAUGACGAUUUUACCGUAGAACGCCAUAGGCAUAUUCAUUGGCAGUAAUCGCGAAUUAAACCUAGAAAAAAAAUUGGGCCGUGCGUAGGAUUCGCUCCGCGAUCUUCGUCUAGGACAUUCUUAUUAAUAUCCCGGUCACUUUAUUUUUGAGUUUACCAGCCCGUAAUUUGGAUAGCGGCAACCCUCCAUUCGUUCGGCAUUCUUGUUUUCCAUAAGUUUAACUCAUAUAAUGAUGUGCAAUUCGCAUCCUUAAUUAUCUGAGUAAUGUAGCUUAAGGGAGUUUUCCUCUACUGACUUUCCUUACCAUUAUUCCCUCAACUAUAUUUUUUUAAAAAAAUUGUUUUGUCCGAGUGUGUUUCAUCUAUCAUCCUGGUUCGUCCAAUUUUUAACGUUUUCAAUAAGCUUUUGAUUUCCAGCUUUUAAGAAGACUGCCUUGUUGGUUAUAAAAUGUCCUAUCCAACUUAAGCAUUUACAAAUAGCAUCAAUGUCCAUACUUCAAACUCUAGUAUACGUUUUCUUUCCGAUUGUCCAUGAUGUUUUGCUUUUGUAUAGUAGAAAACGCAAAAAAAAAAAGUUUUCAAUAGGUUUUUUUUUUUCAAUUUUAGAUCAAUUAAUUGAUUCAUUGGGGUCUUCUUCCCGAUCUGUGAUUGCAAAACGAAUCGUAUCUAUUUUCUCAAUUCUCACGUUAGGUUUUUCUUACUCUAUGGAUCGCUGUUCGUGCAUAGAGGUUAAACAAACAUUGUGGUGAUAAUCAACACCCUCGCUUUACUCUUUUUUAAAUCUCUGCUCCAAUCGGACUUUUUCCGUGUAACGUAUUUUUCUCAAUUUCGUAGUCGUCUCUCUCCGCAUAAUAUGUAUUACUACUUGGUAAUCGAUUUUCUAAUAUUUUCAAUAACUUAUAUUCUAUGUUUACGGUGUGAAACGCUUUUUUUCUAGGUCAACAAAAGGAACGAUCACCGAUGUCGGCGUACCCGCUUUUUCCGUUUCGUUUUUUCGAUCGAUCAGCUUCCCAGCGAAUAACAUUAUAACCACUUCUGUCGGUGCAACCUCCCGGCUUAACCGCGCGCUCGUAUACCGGCCAUAUUUAUUGUAAUACUCUUGCGCGUCGUCGUCGCAAUAAUAAUAUAGUUAAGUAAAAGUGUGUGUACGUGUGUGUGAGCGCGCGCGCGCGAUUGGGUGAGAGGGGAGCGGGGGUGAGGGAAAUAAAAAAAAAAAAAAUAAAAAAAAAAUAAUACUUACACGGGGUAUAUUUAGUUAAAUAUUACAUUAUUAUUAUUACAAUAUCGCUUCGGGGCUCCAGGUAGUAGGAGCUCCGCAAUGUACGUAUAUAACGGUCUGCGCGCAGCUGGUUGAUUAUACGGUUCGGCGAUGUUUGUGUGUGGCCUCCGCGCGCCCGACGCGGUCUCGGCGACUCCCUCUCCCGACACCUCACUCGGCUGCGCGCGGCACCGGGGAAAUUAAAGCCGCCGCCGUCGUAAAGUAUAUAAAGUAUAUUAUUGUAUGUACGCGCAUUCGUGUAUGUACGUGUGUGUGUGUGUGUGUGUGUGUGUGUAUGUGUGUGUGUGUGUAUACAUACAUACAAGUAUACCCGACUAUGUAUAAUACACCUAUAUAGUGUAUAAUAACAUCAUAGAUGGUUAUUUUAUUAUUUACAACCGGCGGCGGCGGAGGCACCGAGAAAAUAUGACAUCAUUUUUACACGUAAUAAAUAUAUACAUGUAUAGUGUUUUUUUUUUUUUCCGUUCGUUCGUUCUUCUUUUCGUUUUUGUCCCUGGAAAAAAAAAAAAAAAACCGAGAAGAAAUAAUAAUACCCGCGCCCGUGCAGUAUUAAACCUACACGGGAGGAGUGGACGAGGGGUGGGGGGGGCGGGAAGCAAACGCACCUCCCGCACUCUCGGCGGGCUUAAUGGUGAUUUAUCAUUUGACCGGGCGGCGGCGGCGGCCGCGUGAAAAGGGAAUAAUAAUAAUAAUAAUAUGACGACGACGACCCGGUGACGGUGCCUAAAUACCCCCGGACCCUACGCGCACAUACGUAUUUAUACGUAAGUUUACACGUUGUAAUCCUUUAAAUGGCCCGUAAAAGACUUAUGUGUAAUACAAUAAUAAUCGUAUAUAAUAUCGAUGAAAAGAAACCGCUUUUUCGGUCUCCCUGCAGCUCCGGCCGAUCCCCGAACCUAAUAACCUAAUAUACAAUCUGCCUGACGCGGUCGACUGUUACAAUGUAAUAAUACACGCUCGUUGGUUCUUAACGGCUCCUAUUAUAAUACACGCGCAGUACAUUUUCAAUAAUCUAUACAAUGUCUGUGGUUCGGGGGAAAAAGUGCUCAAGUCGAUUUCGCACAUAGUACAAGCGAAUUCCAUUUUGAAAAUCACUUAACGGCUAAAUUAUACGUAACGGUCCAACAUAAAUGCAGACGUUCUAAAUUCCGUAAGUCGUCUAAUUGUGUUGCGACUUUUGCCUUUUUCGCUAAAGUAUUCGUAAUAGUAACAUACAGAAGCGUAGCCAAAAGUCGGAUUUAUAUACGCGUAGUAUUUUAUGGAUUCGAGUGUUGAGUACGUUUCCAAUUAUUUCUUUCACUCCUAAAACAACGUUUUCUACACGGAACCGUGUGAAAACAGUAGCACCAUGUCGGUACAUAUAGUCUGAAUGGUUUAGCCAUUCUAUAGUUUUAGGUUUAGCCAUUCUAUAGUUUUAGGUUUAACCAUCUAUAGUAAAAAGAAAAUUAUUAAAAGAAAAUAUUAACGAAAAUGUUAUGAAUACUUACUGUCUUUGUUCGAAAUUCUCCCGGUAGAACGCACCUGUCAGUGAGAUAUCAUCUGUAUAUGACGUAUAAUAUAUAGUAUAAUUACAAGAUAUACGCGUAUGCCGUUAAAAUAUUCAAUAUUACGAGUAUAUUGUAUUCUCGUUUUAUUAUAGUACCUUAUAAGUUAUAUUUUUCAAUUUUUGUUUAAGAGUACUUUAUUGGAAUGUGUACCGGUAAAAACACUUUUCUAAAUAAAUGUUUCUAGUGGGUAGAACCCAACCUAAUCUCCCUUACCUAUCCUCAUAAUUCAAGUUAAAACGUACUGAGCUCCUCCCGCGGCACAAAAUUCUAGCUACGCCAAUGGCUGAUUGGGGAUAUUUUUAUUUUAAAUGUGUUAGAAUAUGAGAUAGAUAUGUGUUCCCGACACGAGAGAAAAUAGACUAAAAUGGUUUGGGCAUGACGUGGACAGAGAGGAAUCUGAAUCGGUAAGAAUUGUAUUGAAAAUAAACGCGAGUCGAAGAAAUGAGGAGGAAGUCCGAAAAAAAGUGGUUAGAUGCGAUUGAAAAUGAUCUAGUGACAGCCUACCUGUGCAAGGUGGCAAAUCGGGUCAAGUGAACGUUUAAAUCAAGGGUAGCCGACACUAAAUAGUUGAGGUGAAUGCGAAAAAGAAAAAGAAAAUGCCAACGAUUGUCUCAAGCUCUUCUUUCCCGGGACCAAACAUAAAUAAUGUUCCGGAACAGGUUUGAUCAUUCGUCAGAUGACGACGACGGCAAAUAAACAAUAAUUUUGCAUGUUAUUGUGCACGCUAGAUACUUAUAGCAAUAAUUCAAUUUCGGCCGCGUUAAAAAAUUAUGUCAAAACCCGCGAGUGGGUGUAGGAGUAACGACAGUAGUUUUUUUUAUUAUUAUUAUUAUUUUUUUUUAUUAUUUUUUUUACAUAUUAUCAUAUUUAGUCUCCGGCGAUCCACACGAGAUAUUAUACACGUAUUAUAAAAAGUAAUGUGUAAAACGCGAUCGUUAAUAAGGUCCUAGACUUUCGUAAUCGGCCGAAUAUUUGAAUAUACAGCAGCAGCAGCUGCGACAAAAAAAAAAAAAACAAAAUUAUGGGUUUUAAAACGACAAAAACCAUAUUUCUUCGGCUUCUCGAAUACGUUGUGUUACACACACGCACACACACACACGCCAUUAAUGACGUGUAAGGUUGACAAUUUUUUUUUUUUUUUUUUAAUAACAAUUUGUUACUCGCGUAGUAGUAACGGACGGACGGACGCUUUUAGCGGUGACCGCGCGGCACACUUGCAGCAUUUGUAUUUAUAUAUAUAUAUAAAUAUAUAUUUUUUUAUUAUUAUUAUUAUUACGUUAUUACAUCGAAACGAUGAUUCUCGCGUCCGAUUAAUUGUCCGUGGCGAAUUUAAUCCCAAACUAAUUCACCGUUUAAAUUACAUAUAUAUAUAUAAUACAAAACGCGUCGAGAGAGUGAAACGGAUGCCGAGGGGAGAGUGAGAAGACGAUCAUUCCGUGUAGUCGGUAUACCUGCGUGUAUAUUUUUACGUGUAUAGGUAUAUUGUAAAUUAAACGGCCACCCGCGGUGUUAUUAUUAUUAUUAUUAUUAUUAUUAUUACUAUUAUUAUUCAGUGUUUCAGCGCGCAUAAAACAUUCAGCGCCGCCGCCGGUAGGAGGAGAAAACGGUCAUUACGCGCGUCGUCUUUUGCGGCGCUGAUGAUUCUUUUUUACUUCUUUUUUUUUCUACCUCGACGGCGACGGCGGUAAUAACGACAAUAAUGAUAACAAUAACAGCACGUGUAAUGAUGAUGGUCACGGUCGUCGUCGUCGUCGUCGUCGUCGUCGUUUGUCCGCGCGUACGUCGGGCGGUUACGGGGCCGCGUUAUAUAGAGGUGCGAAUAAUAAUUAUUGUCGCGGUCGUUGCCCAAAAUUCACAAGAAAUACAUUCGUACACGCUGGUACGUCUAAAUAAUAUUUUGUCGAAACAGCGUCAACCGUGAAUCGCGCGGCCCUUCGACACCUGCGUAAACCUACCGAAAAUCGCAUCCACCCACCACCACCACCACCCCCCCCUCCCCCUUGUGAAAUGAGUCGCGUGCCUGACUUAUACAUUGGAUUAUUGUGAUUGAAAAAAAAAAAAUUAUUAUUAUUAUUAUUAUUAUCAAUAUCGUAAAGGCCUGGUUGAAACGGCCGAGUCGCAAUAACACAAUGUGUACUUUAGAGGACGCUAUCCGGAUAAUUGAAUGUUUUCAGCGUCGUAGACGAGAUUUUCCAAUUGGAGGGGGGGGGGAGGUUAUACCCUUCUUCGCCUUACCUUUAGCUGAAAAAAAAAAGGUAUGACCGAGGGCCACAACACCCAAAACCCCCCCCGAAACGAAUGUCCGCUGUUAACACUAUCGUAUUAAUGUUAAUUCGAUCGCGUUUUCGCGCUCCCGCGAGAUCGUCCAUGAUAUUAUAAUGCAAGCGGUGUUUUUUCGUUUUUGGUUUUUUUUCCCGGGCUCGACAAUAAUUACCAACCGAAACGAUAAUAAUUACCGCGGUACCGGUUCGUGUACCGGACGAGUUUUCGCGCGUACUAUCGCGAUCCGUUCACGCGGCGCGUUAUCAAUCCGUUAUGCGGUGAGCCGACGGUAAUAAUUAUCGAAAUCGGCGGCGUACCUACCUACCUGUACAUAAUAAUAAUAAUAAUACCUACGUGCAUAAUACGACGGCGUUCCAAACACCUAACAUUCUUCUCUUGUACACGCUGGCCGUACAUAAUACAGUCUCGAUAACAAGAUUCGGAUUAUAAUAUGUAUAUGUGCGCGCCGCGAUGAUAGGACGUUUAUAAAGGUGUUGCAGCCAUUGUUGUGGUUUUUUUUUUUUUUUUCACGUCUAGUUACGAUGACGAGUGGUGAUGAUGAGAACUACUAAUUAGUAUUAUACGAAUGCGCGCGAGCGUGCGUGCAUGCGUGUGUGUGUGUGUGUGUGUGUGUAUGUGAAAAAAAAAAUAUAAAAAGAAAAAAAAGCAAGGUCGGAUAGUAAUUAAUAUAAAAUAUCGCAACGCGUUUGCGGCAAUUCGCGCGCAUAUGCUCCGCGGGGUUACGGUGUUUUGCGAUUUGUACCAGCGGUUUAGUCUUUAAAAGAUAUUAUUUCGAGAUGUUUAUAGCGGUAACAUAGGAUUUAUGCGUACAAAAUGAUUGAGAGAUUGGACGUUUUGAUCUUUUGACGACGAGUGGGGGCGGAUAAACGACGAGAUGUAGUUGUUGCCGGUCGAGUCGGGUGUAUAGAGUUGGGCCGAAGAAAACGCGAAAGCGUGUGAAGUGGAUACAGAAAAAUGGUGAUGAAUAUACCAGGGGGACGUGGAAAGACGUGUGGAGGCUUACCGCGAUCAUAGCACGAAUAGGAAAAUCGGGUAUACACACCGCCGGUAAUUCGAACCUUUGACAAUUCGAAACGCUCGGCAAUUCGUCGUUAUCUUCAGUGGCGUAUUUAGGGAGGGGGGGAGGUUACGGGUUUCCGACCCCUCACUUCUAUUGUGUUAUUGGACUGGGAACGAUUUAUGUGGACUUAGACGUCUAAAUGAAACCCAACCCGAAAAAUCCAAGUCGUAAAUAUUCCACUGGUUCUCCCUCUCCGGCAACUUGUUGAACUAUCCUGAUUAUAAUACAUCGUCUGGAGUAUCGAAUUCGUUUGCGGAUCGCGGUGGCGAUAAAGAAAAUAGUUCAAUCAAAAUUAUUAUUAUUAUUAUUAUUAUUAUAUACUAGAGGUACCUAUCUAUUUCUACAAUUCGUCCGCGAUCGUGUGUCUGAAAUGGUAUACAUAAUGCAAUAUAAAUGGGAUUAAGAAUUCUCAGUGCACAUCGUCAUGAGCGUGCUGCGAACAGCGGUACAUAGCGGAGAGGGGCGGUGGCGACGGACGGAGGCUCGCAUGUACACCGUGAGACGGUAACGGCGGUGAGGGCGGGGAGGGUGUAGGGGAAAUCGGCGGAUUUCAUUUAUUAUUAUUAUUAUUAUUAUUAUUAUUGGUAACCUCGUCACAGUCUAAUCCGACGAUGAUUAUGAAACCGGAGGUGCUAGUUAGCGGCGCGCUUUGUAUCGCUCUCGACUGCUGCCGCCGCCGCCGCCGCCGGCUAAUAUUGCCUUGUCACGUUUAAUUCAAUCUCUUAUUAAAAACAUGAUACCGUCACCCCGGCCGGCGGCGUCGUCUCUCCCCAAGUUACCCCUCCCCUCUACUCCCCUCCCAUCAUCGCGGUCCACGGGUUUUGCCUGCGUUCGGAAAUGACAUAUUGUAUUAUGUACACCACUCGAGGUUUUCCUCUCUCCCGUCGUCGUCGUCGCGGGGAACGAUGAGGAGGUGCAUCGCCCACAUCAUAUUAUACGGUCGUCGUGUCCGACGAUCGACUGCGGACUUCUCACGCCCGCCCGUUCGUCAGACGAACUUUCACGAAACACGGCGUACCCGACACUUUAUCCGAAACGCCUACACGUUACCGGCGGUAUUUCUGAGAAAAAAAAAACAAAACCGACCCUAACUUAUACACAUUUAUACACAUCGGGCGUCGGCACUCUUGAAUUUCGUACAUUAUUCGCUGGUUUUUUUUGAAUUUUCUCUCGGUCGUCACGAGGGUUCGAUGGGUGGGAGGGGGGGGGACUAAUUGGUCGAACCACAGUCUUUCGGUACUUACAAGACGUACCGUUCUAAAUUUUCGACAUCAAAAUGAUCGAACGUCCGUAACCUGACCUAACCCAACCGCGGACGAGGCGGAGAAUUUAAUGAUAAUUGUGUGCGGACCGGGCGUAAUUAUUACAAACACUCGGCGGCGCGCUCGGGUAUCCGUACCGAUAACUAUAAUACGAUAUAACGAUGGAAAUUUUCGAUUAGAGGACUCGCGAGCCCGUUUACGAUCCGUCGUACACCCAGAGACCGUAUUCAUAUAUAUAUACACACACACACGCGCGUGUUCCGACGAACAAAAGAGAACUAUAAAAUACUAUUACAUAGGUAGGUAUUAGGCGGGCAGGUAUAUACGUACGAAACGAGAUCGAUCGGAGAGACCAUCUCUCCAUGAACCAUUAGAGCAACGCGUCCGCAUCAUAUAUAUACACGCUUUUUUUUUUUUUUUUCAUUUCCAACGCACGAUAGCAGUGGUGGGUGCAUCGUGUGUGUGUACACGCGUAUUCUCUUUGGACGGCCGUAAGACUAUACGAAGCUAAUUAAUACGGCUGAGUCAUUAAUUGGUUCAGCGGGGAUCCUUUGUUGUUCAGCCGCCGCCGCCGCCGCCCGACCUAAAGAGACGGGCAGGUCGGUUUUUAAUACCUACGCUCCGGAUCUCGCACUAGCGCGCGCAUGCCUCUAAACCUCGUACCCCCACCCCGACGAGCGGAUAAACUUUUCACGGCGGUCUUGUACCAGUGCCGCCGCCGCCGCCGCGAUAACACCGACCGUGCAUCUGCAGACACUGCACUGCCGUCGUUACACGUCACGGGGUCGCGAACGCGCGAAAAACUAUCGCGUUUCGAGAAAGAUAAAAAACGAGUAACACGAUUGUUUCGGCGAGGGGUGGGGGGGGGGAGGCGAUGGAGGUUCACGCCCGACAAUAGCGCGUAAUUUUAUCGGGGGGGUAAAACAAACGCGUUAGUUUAAACUGUUGGAAAUAAUUACGUUCGGAUGCGGCGAAUUUUUUUUUCCGUUUUCGAUGUCUGUACCUGUUGCCACUGUGCUAGCCCGUGGCUGCGAUUCCCUUGUCAUUUUUCUGACAACAUGAUAGGUGACAUUCGAUCUGUACUUUGGUUUGAUGACUGUUAUCAAAUUAACGGUACACUGCGACAAUAAUUAUGGUCCACGUUGUAUCUGCGGAUACUGCACGCUGGUUUUGGUGUGCAGCUCGAGUAAAUGCAUUUUCACCGUGUACAUAUGGGAAAAGCGGUAAAGUCAAAAUUGGCCAUUUUUUUUUCGAUUCGCAUCAAUAUACCGUUACACGGGUAAUGUUUCGAUACUGUUAUCGUAUACCGUGUAUAAAUAAAUAGGGCGGAGCGGAGCAAGUGUGGCCCGUAAUUAUUUUGAAACGUAACUUUUGUUGGUUUUUCGGAUCAAUAUUUCUGUUGUAUUUUAACGGCGGCGGGCGAUCCAAGACUACUAUUCAAAUAAGUGUGGUGAGCGUAACUUUUGAUUUAUUCGUUUUUUACGUAUAUAUAUAUAUAUACACACGUAUGGACGGGGCGACACAUUAUAAUCUAUAUAUACACGUAUAAAAUAUGUAUCGCGUCGCCGUUUCGUUGCGGUACUCAAAAUGGCGAAAUAAGUCUGAAAUCGACGGGGAAAAAAUGAAAAAAAAAAACGCCAAUAAUAAUCGUAAUUAUUAUUAUGCGCGUCGGCCUAUCGAUAUUUAGCGAGGUCUCGCGUGUGCGCAUAACGGAGACUUCGUGUAUAUUAAUAUUAUAACAUAGCCACCUAUCUCGCGAUAUGGUUAGUCGAUUUUCGAGUGCGCUUUGUUCGGCGUGUAGAACGUAAUGAUAUUGUGUGCGUAUAAAUAAUAUAUGUAUGUAUAGGUACGAUAAUCAUAAUAAUAAUAUUAGGUAUAUAAGUUUUGCACCGUUAAACUAAAAAUUUUACGGUGUCGCCGGCCCGCGUACACGUGUAAAAGGGCACCGCUGCGGGUCACAUUUGCCUGUCUGUCACGCCGCUGCCGCCGUCGGGCCCGAAGGUCCAUUAUGGAUCACGUUUUCGGCCGAAAAAAUAUAAAAAAAAAAAAAAAACUAAUAAUAAUAUAAAUAAUGUAAAAUAUUCAAUCUCAACGUGCGCACACACAAACACACCGUGGAUAAUAGUAAUAAUAAUGGUAAAAUUGAAAAAAAAAAAAAAUGAAAUAAAGAAAAACCGCGCACGCGCGCAGGCGACGAAAAAAUAAUUAGUUUUUCUCUAUAGUCGUUCGAAUAUUCGUGCGCGUAUAACGCAAGUGUAAUAUUGUUAUAUAGGAUUGUGAAUUUUAAUGCUGUAAAAACGCCAUAAAAAAAAUAAAAAAAAAAAAAAUGUAUAUAUACUUGUACAAUAUAUUUGCAAAAUAUAAUAAACUAUAUUGUUGCUGGGUAUAUCAAUGGAGUUUACGAACAUGAAUAAAUGCGACGUUACAAAAUAAUACAUCGCAGUUAUAAAAUCGAAAUACUGGAACACCGAACAGCUGAAUUGCCAGAAUUAAUAUCGGGGAGGGGAGGGCAGCACGAAAUAAAACCGUCUAACAACGGCGAUUGAAAAACCGAGGAUAAAAUGUCGAAAUGUCUAAAAGUUUCAAAUCCGUUAUAUACGUCACAAUAUGAUUCGAAUUUAGUACUAAAAGUCGUGUGCGUGACAACUGCACUGUAGACUAUAGGGAUUUUUGUCUAGUAAAUCAUCGUUCUGUUUUUUUUUUUUUUUUUUAAUUUCCACCUAAAUUCAUCGAACAUUUCACCUCGCGUCGAAUCACUGUUGGAGCUAUUUACUACUUUCGUCCCCUUAACCCCACCCACCCCCACCGGUUAUGAAUACAAACUUACGGACCCACAAUUCGUAUGACACGGUUCUGCGGCGUAUUUGCCAUCUGGCCGUCAGUUUCUGUCGCCGAGUCGACUAGGCGAUUCGCGCGUACAAAACCCGGAUUAUUAAAAUAUUGUUUUCGUUUUAUCGUUUCGGUCACGGGCAGUAUAAACCGUAUACAUAUUACAUACCCGUAAAUUAUAAUGCGUGCAACGAGAGAGCGCUGUGUACGCAAUUUCCGGCCUCAUUAAUAUCGUAACGUAUUUGACGUCGACGGCGGCGAUCGUAAAAUAAUAAUAAUAAAAAGAAUAAAAAACAAAAUUUUACGUACUAUGUGCGCGCGCGCGUGUAUGACCCUCGCAGAGUACAAUAAAACUAAAAACGAGAAAAAAAACCGAGUCGCCGAAAAAAAAAAAAAAAAUGCCUUCGUCCGAAUAUUGGUUUACGUAUUAUUAUUACCUAUGGAUACCUAAAUAAUAUUGACAUCCGAAUCGGCCGUAUGCGCGCGGGAAAAUCGAACGUAGAAAAUCGAUUCGGCCAAAACAAAACUUCACCGCGACACUAUGUAUGACUGUAUGUUACCUAUGUUACCAGCUAUCGUUAAAGCAGUCUGCGACAUUCGGUCGGUAAAACGAUAGGAAACAAAAAUUAUAACGAAUCCACUCUAUGCCGGCCCGCGGUCGAGUUCUUUCCGCGUUUAGACUCGACGACUUUAAAGUGGUAAAAUUGAUUAGGAUCCCCCACCAAUGGCAAUUGUAUUUUCGAAUUAACGCGGUCCGGGGAAGGGGGUGGCGUAGUCGACGGUUAUAACGUUCUUGUCGCCCGCCCUUGCGGUUUUUUUCUUUUUUCAUCCCGCCCCCUCCGAGAGGCUAGUGCUAGGCACAAAUUUGUUAUGAAAGUGCCAAAAUAAAAUACAACACCGAAAAAUUAAACUGCUUUCGGAUUUCGUAUUUGUUGAAAUCUGAAAGCAUUUCAUAGUUUAAGUAAAGUGUUUUUUUUUUUUUUGAAUUUUUAUCCAGACAUUUAACAUUCAGGUUAAACACAGAUUUUUAUUGUAAUAAUAUUUGAUAUUUAUGAGAUUUUCAUGGGGCUCAAACAAAUGCUAUUUAAGAAUAGCAUUUGUUUUUUUUUUUUUUUUUAUUUGGGAAAAUCCGGAUUUUCAGACACCCAUCACUAAUAGCUGGUGAUGUGCCGCAGCCAGUAUGCGCGGCUCUCGUCGUCGCGGUCACGGAACGCGGACGACCGUCACCACACACCGUUCACGCGUCACCGCCGUGAACUCGGCGCAAUUUUGGGAACCCGCGCGCCGGAAUGUCGGGGCCCCGGUCGGCUCGGCGGUAAUAAGAAGCGAUACGAUCAGAGGAGCCGCCUCUGCUAUUUAGUCACACCUGCCAUGCGCGGGACCUUUGAUGUGGCCGCCGACACAGACGGCGCGCCCCGCGGCUAUUACCCACCGCCGAGGCACCGCGUAACUUACCGUAGCGCCGUAACACCGCCGCCGCCGCCGCUCACGGAACCCCCUCUCCUCCCGAACGACCCCCACCGCCGCUCGUCCUCCCCGACGCGGACGUGCGACACCGCCGCCGCCGACCGUAUUACCGGACUGCGGUACUUACGCGCCCCCCACCACUACCGCUCGCCGCGUUAUUACAAUAUUAUAAUAUUUUUAUUUUUUUUUUUUUUACGCAUACCGCGAGCGCGCGGUAUAUCAAAAUAGCUGCAGUCUACAGUACGCUCUACAGAAUAUUAUUAUUAUGAUUGUUUUACCGCACACGACUUCUUCGACCGUCGAUAAUAAUAUAAUAAUAUUUUGAAAUCGAAAGGACCCGCAGCGUGUGACGUUUAACACGUCGGAACGCCGCGAGGUUCGAGGAAGAUAAAGGAAAUUCGUGUUGCGCGUCCGAGAAGAAAACCGCUUGGUAUACAGCGUAGUCUUGUUCGUCGCCGCAGAAGGGUUUUUUACGCGUCGACUUCUCCGCGUACGAGUCGUCAAAAUGCCGUAAUACAGUCCGCGUGAAAUCGUAACGGCCCCAGGGGAUCGACCCGUUCCGGGGACAACGAUAACGCACGCGAAAACUGAAACAAUAAUAACAAUAUAAUCGUUGUAUAACAACAGGACACUGGUCUGUGUUUGCGGAUUGAAAAAAAAAAAAAAAAAAAAAAAAAAUGUAAAAAUUAAACCCCGAUAAAAAUCCGGAAUUCCGCGGUAUGUACAUCGUAGUGUUAUAUAAAUAGCGGAGGCCUCGGUCCCGCGGUCAUUAGUCGUCGGACGACUUUGAGACUUUUGAAAGGGACUCCGUUGUUCGCCGUUUUCCGAAAAAAUCCGUAGCUCGCGUAUAUUUAUACGUGUACGUAAUUAUUAUUAUUAUUAUUAUAAUCUGUGGCGGCCGAGUCGUGCAUUAAUUAUUCGCCGUUGGCCUGCUGUUGCUGCAGAACGAGAGAUGCCGAGAUGACGGAGAUUCGAAAAAUACACGUACCUACGCUGUAACAAAAAUAAAACGAUUGUUCGCGCCGAUACGUUUUUUUUUUUUUUUCGUUUUGCGUUCUAAACGUCUGUCUCGCGCGAUAUUAUGUUAGUAUUACGUGCCGGAAAAACGCGACGAGGAUCCGCCGCGAGCGACUUUUUCUCGGAUAUAUUCUCACGGGGGUGGGAGGGGGGGGACGGACGGGCACGGGACACCGUGCCGUCGUUGUGAACCAAAUUAUCGGACCGUGACGUCACCGCGGUCCGUGUUACCGGAGGGUAGUACGAGGGUAUUAUCGUACGGGUAUAUGUUUUUUUAGUGUAUUAUAUUAUACUUGUAUGUAGCGGUCGGCUUCGGUAGAAAAACACAACAACAACAACAACAACAACAAAAGAAACCGUAUACAACAAUAAUGCCGCGGUCUCUUGCCACCCACCGACUGUAAUAUUUUGUGCGGGAUUACCGAAACGUUAGAAAAAUAUCGUUUAAAACGGACUAAACAAAAAAUAAAAAAAUAAACCGUACAUUUUUCCGGACAACAUUAUCGUACAAUAAUUGUACGCUAAUAGCGUCCAAAACGUUUUCUCGUCUGUAUGAAAUAUCGAACGCGGUUACGAUUACUGGGCCUCGUACGCCGUACCGUUUGUACGCGCACCGAAAGUCAAACGGUGCCGGACGAUUCGCCUGUCGGGUGUAUUGCGUGGGGUCCGGUUUACGCGUGGCCGCCCGGGACGUCCGUGCGUCCGCUGUACGUAAGACGCGUGUUUCGGGCGACGUCGUCGAUCACUGCAAUGCGGUUCGACGACAGCGGACGACAGUUGUUACGGAAAAUGCGUUUGCCGUCUUCGGGGCACCGGACGAACGGUCGUACAGCGUACGAGAGCGAUUUCGCGACGUCGCGACCGACCGCAAGAGGCAGGCGACAGAGAAACGCGCGGUGAACCGCCGGCUCGCCGAUAAACUGCGUCCCCAAAACGCGCCCGUAUACUAAUAUACGAGUUAAUACUUAAAUCGCCUCUACAGUGUGUCCGACACGCGAACUUGGAAAAUCGAAUGUCAAAUCCUAUAUUAAAUUUUCACGGGCGCGACUGGACCGCCGGUUUUGGGAAUGUUAAAAUUACAGGCACACGCCACUUACCCGUGCCCCCACGGGUUCUGUGGCAAUGCAGUGCCUCGACAAUUUCUUUUGCACGAGGCCUGACGUGUAAGCGACUGCGCAUUUCGUUUACGGUUUGUAUUGCGAAAACGUAUCGUAACUUUUUAACUUGGUUUUUUUGUACAUGCGUGCGUUGUCCGUAGAUAAUCUAUAUUUUAUUCUCGUUAUCAAUUAUUAUGGAAUACACGGAUAAAAUAUUUAGUCGAUACCGUAUAAAACACCUAUUGGGCAUUUUGUUUAGGGUGCCAAAGAUCGUCUUUUACCCCUUCCGGUCGCGCCUACAGUCAUUUUAUUACGCGGACGACGACCGGUGUGGUAUACGACAUGGAAAAACGUCCACGUUCCUUGUGUUCGGUUCCGAACCCGCGCGAGCGCAUUUCCCCCCCGGAACGUAUAAACGACACAUACGUCGUCGUCUUCGGCCUUCGUAUAAUAUAAUAUUAUUACGUUUGAAAAUCGUUGACUAUUAAAUCCGAGGAGACGUACUAUAUACGGCGCGUUUCACCGCGUAAUACAAUAAUACUAAACUUGUCGUUUGCUCGUUAGUUAAAUUAUGAACUCCUAUGUGUAUAUGUAUACUGUUACCUAUAUAAUACGUGUUAUAUAGGUAGGUAUAUAAGUGUACAAUAAUAUAAAUUCACAGAUUACAACAAAUUAGUCGGUGGAAUUCGGUCGUCGACGGCUUCUUCUUUUUUUCCGUCUCUCUCUCUCUCUCUCUCUCUCUCCCUCUCACUCUCACUGUAUACGUCUGAAACGUAUAGGUACGAUCAGCCGUGUGUCGGUCACCGGUUUUUUUUUUUUUUUUUAAAUUUGUAUUUCUUUAACACUUGUUCUGUUGCGCGCGAGAGUAUUUUACGACGUUUUACUCCUAAUACGUGUGUAUAUAAGUAUAAAAAAACGAGCGCGGGUGUCUGUCCGUUCUCGUCUCGUGAAACUUUUCGCAAUUACUGUUAUUUUGUACGGGUAUACGUCACGUUUCUAUUCUGUGUUUUCGACCAACGAUUUUAUGUUUGCGAAAUAAAAACCCACAUAAUAAACAUCCAUUUUUCGGGAAACACGCGUAUGAUUUACAAUAUUCGAAAACGAUUUGCUGACUACAAUUGUAUUUUAAAGUGCAAUAAGCGACUACCGAAAGGGGACCGACGUGGGAACCCUCAUCGUGGCCUCAGAAAUGGAGGAUGGCUAAACAGUAUAAUCUGGGUGGAGCCGAAUACUGCACCCUCCUGGAUAGUCGUAUCGUGCUUGUUAUUUAUAUACUAUAUACCCUUGCACCGGUGAAAAAGCCCCGCGGGAUAAAAAAAAAACGACCGUAGAAGGGCGUGUUAUUAUAGGGGAUUUCGAACCACUCCCGUAAUACAUAUUUAUUUAAAAAUAAAGAUGAAAAACCGUUGAUUUUAAAUCGUUCGUAAUGCAUAAUAUAGUAGUAUGAAAAAGUCAGACUCGAAAUCAAUAGGAAAAACGGUCUGAGUCACGAAGUCAACUGCGAUUUAACACGGUUACUCCUAUUAUGUGCUCCUAACUGAUAUAGAAAUAAACUAAACAAAAAAAGGAAAAAAGGCUUUGAUGAAUUAUUUUUUUUUUUUUUUAGAGAAGCCGUUGGCAAUCUAUAGAAUUAUAUUUUAGUUUAAGUACCGCCGUUGGAAGGAAAUUACGUGUUUUUUUAAGUUAGUACGGUUAUUAUGUGAAAGUUUCAGAGGAUUAUCAUUACUAACCCAAAAACAUGGUGUUUAUACACGCCCAUUGGUGUUAAAUAGCUCAGAAACACGGCCUAUCAGUAGGUGUAACGAAAGAAUAAUGACGGACGUUUUUUCGAAAGAAAAAUCCCGAGGAGAAUUUGUGGACCACACAAGUAAGCUCGAAUUGGGAAAUAGAGGAUAAGAUAACGUCUGGAUCUAUUAAAACGCUCCCUGGCAUCACAAAAGAAAAAUUAGUGAGAAAAGUAAAACGAGGGGGACAUGCGUGAAAACAAUCCCGCAAGAAAACCAAACUAAUAGACCUCGUUAGCAUUAUGAUGGCGAAUCGGAGAGAGGCAGUAGAGGACAGAAAUAGACAGAUGCGUAUUUGAUCGGAGGACUGGACUUAGAGGUCGUUACCCAUACUGAAAAAAAAAAGCGUGGCGGAAAAUCCAAAAAAACUAAAAGGAAACCUGAUCCCGGAGUAAAUCUGGUAAUUCGGUUUCAAUAUUUGGAACGGUCUCCUGUCGUACGCGUUAUAGAUUUAUGUAACGCCCUGCGCAGGCGAUCGCAAUGUCUUUUAACGUUUGGCAAGUCUUCAGGUCCUUUUAUUUCGUCGCGGGCACGCGGAGACCUCACGAACAGAUGUGCGAAACGUGUACGGCCGGUGAAACGAUAAAAAUUAGAAACGACUCGUUCGUCCGAAUACCGCGGACGACGGCGAUAAUAAUAAUAAUAAUAUUAGUCUCGGCGAUUACGGCGCGGGAUAAACGGCAUUUUAUUUUCCCGACAGUUAUUAUUAUACCGAGCUCGAGCUUUCGGAAAAGAACGUCGUCGUUUUUUUUCUUACGAGUUUUUUUCGUCCGCUCGCGGAGAUUAUUCGCGUGACGGCCAACGACGGUUUGCCGGAGUUUUUUUUUUCUGAAUUUGUUUUUGAUUUACGCGCGAUCGUAAACAACGCAACAAUAAUAUCGACAAUAUUAAUAAAACAACGAUAAAUUAUGGUCGGCUCGUGGUAAUAGUCGCGUAUUACGAUAAUAUUAUACGGCGCGCGCAUUGACAAUUGCAUAUAAAUAUUCAAUAUAAUUAUCAUUUUCAAACGUUCCGAUUCCGGCCGCAAUCUGCGAGUGAUUUUAUUUUUCGCCCGAGAACGCGGUAUUUAUUUAUAAUGCCGGUCGGCCUUUAAUAUUGUUACAGUACAAUGACUUUAAUAAAGUCUAUCCGAUAUGGUUCGUCCUUAUAUCGCUUAUUAGUUUGAUUCUGAGACAAUUUUAAAAACAUUCCUGGUUCUCUGUGUAUUUAAGAUUUUUUAACGAUUUUUUGUCAGCGUUCACAUAGAAAUCGCGUGUCAAUAACGCAAAUUACUUUUGAUUUCUGGUGAUUAUAUAAUUGAAACAACAAAACAUUACAAAUCCGCGGUUAUAACUUUUUUUUUUUUGUCAAAAAUGACGUUAGGACCCUAUUUGUAUGGAUCGUAGGGUUCUAUACCGAUUUCACAAAUGUCUGCGAAUUUCGACGACAAAUACGAAUAUGUUCGGAUAGUUUAUUUAUAAAUUUAUAAUUCGAUUCGCGACGGACGUCUACUCGGGACCUUUACCUUUUUAAAUACUGUUAACGACGAACACUAUUGAAGCCAUUUACAAUCAACAUUAGUCUUAACGAAGGGUUCGGUCGGGUUUAAUUAUCGACAUAUUAUAGAAUAGUUAUUACAUUAUUGUGUGUUACGGCAAAACACCGAUUCGAAUAGAGAAUAAUAUAUCAUUCAAAAUGACUUUAUCAAACGCAAUACGAAACAACCAAAUAUUCGUUUUUCAAUAUGAUAUAAUCAUACUCAUAGUCAUAUAAUCCUAAUUAUAUAUAGGUUAUGACUUAACUUAUAACGCACUGAGUCUCAGUCCAUUAUUCAGACAUCGGGUUACCCGAAACGGGUAUCUGGGAUGAACAAAGAAACGUUUUUCAUGUCUCUUUUUUUCCACGAAGAGCAUUUGACAACGUGUAAUAUAAUCGUCUUUAUGGUAUUAUUUAUGACAAAUGAAUUGCAUUGCUUCAAAUCGAAAAAAAAAAGAAGAAAUAUUUUUAUUAUAUUUUUUCUGAACGUCUCUUUUUGCCCAAUAUGUCUACCGAAUUUUCGCUCAAUUCCAAUGUAUACACUAUAAUAGGUAUAAUAGGUUUUAUGCUCGAUCUAUAUCGUCAUGUUAAGUAUAAACAAAUAUACACGAAAUGAACGAUCGUGUGCGAUUGGCACGUCUGACAGUUGAAAACGGCGAAUUUAACGCGUUAGAAAAACCUCUAAUAAAAUCCUCAAUAGCGCAGCUCAAAAUACAAGUAAAACUCCUUCCCCCCCCCCACCAUCUCAAAAAACAGUUUCGAAACGUGAAAAACUUAACGUGUCUCGUUGUCUUCUUGUUAAUAGGUCUAAACAUAGAAAAAAAACCUAUUCGAAGUAGCGGUUAGUUUCUAUAGUUUCUGUUGUAUAAGAACGAGGCGAUUUUUUUUUUUUAAUAACUCCCCGACGGGAUAUUCAUCACGAGUACCGUUUGGUUGGGUUGAAAAAGACAAUGACGACGACGAAAGCCGGAUUUAUCAAUGUAUUUUAAUAUGUAGUGUAUACACCGAGAGUGGGUGGGUUGAAUCGGAAAAAUCGGUUUCGCUCCUCCCAUUUCGCACAACUUCCGUCUUAAUAAACUCAAUGUAAUAUUAUACCGCUCGAGAGCGGUUCAUCGGUCAAAAAUCGUAAAAUAUAUAAAAUCUAUUUAUUUAUGUAUAAAUAUUUAUUUUUUUUCUUGUAAACCAUUUUCGGUUACGUGUAAUAUAUUCCAUCGGAAACACCGACCGACAGACAGACGGACAUUGUCGGAUGCGAUUUUCACCAAUGUGUUUCUACGCUCAAACGAUUUUAUAAGAAUACGUGUAUUAUAUAUGUAUACAUAGGUUUACGAGAGUACCGAACUGAAAUCAUAAAAGAAAACCGAAACAUAUUUCGACGUAUACUGUAUAUACUGAGAGGCGUGAUAUCUCGUCGAGUUUAAUUGCCCGGAAACCAUUCCCGUCCGUGUUCCACGACGUUAUGUUUUCCCUGACGAAAUAUCUUAUUAAUGAAAAAAAAAAAAAAAAAACAAUCCAGACAAAGGAUUUAUUCUGUACGUUCGAUCGAAUACAAUAAGUCGGAAAACUGUAUUUUCGACGAGACCGGCAAACCGUUUCCUCCGACCGCACCCCGCGUAGUUUGUAUCGAAUUGUAAAAUAUACGCGUGUACCAAAACAGCCGUUGUUAAUAAGGUCGGUAAUAUAGUCGGCGGCAUUUUCGUAUUAUUAUUUUUUUUUUUAAACAAAAAAUAUUCCGAUAUCGCGUUGGCCGGGUAAUAUUUCGUCGGGAACGCGUUCAAAACGACUACUAGCGCCUAUUUAACCGACGACGAUCGGAAACGAAAAUAUGACGCGGUGAUCACUAUAUUAUUACAAUAUCCGUAUUACGGUCUCGACUGUUAAAGGUCGUCGAAAGGCGUGUUUUUGGUGGGGGUUUUUUUUGGGGGGGGAAGGGUUUGAGUGUGUCCAUUUACCUGAGUUAUUACUAGUCGUCUAAUAUUAUACUGAAUUUAUUGUAUCGUGUCGUUGAUCGUUUUUGUUUUUUUUUUUUUUUUCCAGACACCAGUUCCUCCAGCCACUUGAACCUGUUCAACUCCCGGGCGCAGCCCAAAAAGAAACGCAAGUCGCGCACCGCGUUCACCAACCACCAGAUCUUCGAGCUGGAGAAACGGUUCCUGUACCAGAAGUACCUGUCGCCCGCGGACCGGGACGAGAUAGCGUCCAGCCUGGGCCUGACCAACGCGCAAGUGAUCACGUGGUUCCAGAACAGGCGGGCCAAGAUGAAGCGGGACUACGAGGAGCAGAAAAAGGACCGGGAAACGUUGGCGGCGCUCAGCGAGCACAAGAUAUUCCUGGAGACGGCGCAAAACAUGGGCAUACUCAAGAAGAAACCCCAACCGGCCGCGUCGGCGGCGGCCUCUUGCGGCGGUUCGCCGUCCGACCCGGUCAAGUACGACGAAUAGACGGCAUGCCGGUAUCAAACGGACACACCCUGUACAUAAUAUCCGGUUGUCGUGUCCCCGGUAGUCUGCGCGAUGCGUGUACAUUUGUAGAGGUUUCAAUAGUAAUAACACACGCAGAAAAAAAGAAAAAAACGAAAAAAAAAAAAUUAUACAAACUAGUGUUCCUUAUCGGCUUUGCGCUUAUCGAAAACGAAACAAAUCCAAUACCGCGAGAGCACCCUACGCCCGCGUUUCCUAUCGCAUCUCGUCGUGUACAAUACCUAUUUAUAAUAUUAUAUUAUAGACUCUUACUGCAGCCCGUCGAGAAAUCCGUUUCGUUCGCGAUCUCGUCGUCGUUUCAUUACCGUAUAGGAUAUUAUGUGUUGUUCUACCCCUCCUCCUCCACCUCCCCCCCCCCUCGUAAAUGGAUUUUUUUUUGAUUUUUCCCUCGACUCCUUACAUUCAUAGAGAAAAAAAAAAAAUCAACGAAAAAUCACCGAACAAAACCGCUUCGCGUGUGUUAUAUACUCGUCCUAGUCUAUUUUCCCUCGUCCAUAAUUAUUAUACAAUGUGUGUGCGUUGUACAAAUAAAAAUAUCGCGACGAAUAAUAUUUAUAUUAUUUUUUUUUUUUUUUUAUUAUCGAUUAUUGAUAACGCGAAAACUAACGAUUCGUUUGUUUUCGAGUAUAUCACAUUAUAAAAAUAGUCCAAUUUUUAAGGCCGUUGUUUGUGUAUAGUGUAUUCGAAAUCAGUACUAUGGUGUAGUAUAAUAUUUUGUGUUUGUCGUAAUUUGCACACGCUGCAUAUUCUCAUAUUGCUGUGUAAGCACGUAGCAUUAUAGACCCCGUUUACCUGCAGUGGCGGCCAAUUGGUCUCGAUUCCCAACAACCCGCCGAGUUCGUUUGGCUUCCCCGACUUUGAUCUGAUCAACGAAAUUGACGAGUUACCAAAAUAUUAUUGCGUCCAACGGCGCGCGAAAAGACGGAAGUUUCAAAUGCGGCGGCGCGAGCGUUUACAUUCGCACGGGCCAAUUUGCGCCGCUGCGGUCUUCACGCGCGAAACGGCUUUUGUGUGUGCCCGGAACACAAAACAACAGCCGUUUUCGGACGAUUCGUGUUUUUUAGCUGCGAUUUCGGCGCUGAAAAAACCGUCGCACUCGCGGUGUAGGUAGUGUAAUGAAUUAUUUUUUAGACCGUUACUAUACCCCAUCGAAUAGACAAUACGAGUGCGUGUAAAACUCAUCUUUUACGGGGGAGGAGGGGGUAAAUGUAUGCGUGUAUAUAAUAGGUACGUAAUGUUUGUAUUGUUAAAAAUAUUAUACUAAUAUGUAAUAAUUAUUUUCUAAUUAUUAUUAUCGAUUACUAUACCUAAUAAUGUAAUAAUAAUAUGUAAAUUAUUAUGUAACAAUUUAUUUACCUAUAUAUACGCUUGUUAAAUUUGUUCGUUCG